AAGCAUCAUGGGGGUUGUAGUCUCUGUAACAGAGUGAAGACAACCGCUGAGAGAAGUGGCGUAGACGGCAGGUGACUUUUUAAAAAACUUUACCUAUGUUUUGGUGUUAACUUAAUUGAAAACAAGCUCUUUGUGACAUUUGGAAGUUAGUUUUGGACAGUCAAACGUGUUUAAUGUCGAAUUGUUCCUUGUUUUUGUUUUUAACUGUGGGCUGCAGCACAAAAAGUGUCAAACUUUGCUAAGGAAAAGAUGUCCCAACAACCACAACUCAUUCGUCGAGGAGGUUCAUUUGGCCACCCUCAUUAAUUCCACCAAGUGUCAAAUACGGUAAAUAAUUUAAAAACUUCAAGCCCUCAAAAUUUUCCAAAACUGUAUUGAAGUUAAAGGCUGCUGUGAUGGAAAAUGUAUUUGUGUAAAAUCCGAGGCUAUUUUAAUUUAUUCUGAGGUUCAUUGUGCACUACUGUGAUACUUUAACAUCUAUUUUUAUAAAACUGCUGGGUUAGUUGUAUUGAAUUUUUGAAAUGAACCAUACAUUAGUACACUGAGUAGUCCAAAACCUAGCUCCCCCAAUGAUCCCCCCUGCGAAUACGCCCUAUAAAUAAAUGAAUCAAUCAUAAUAAAGUGGUGAUAUAGCAGAUUAUUACAGUUAAAGUAAACUUAAAGGUCAAUUUUGGCGAAUCAUAGAUUUUUUUUUAACCUUUAUUUAACCAGGUUUGUCCCAUUGAGAUCUGAGGAUCUCAUUUGCAAGGGAGACCUGACCAAGAAUGGCAACAAUACAUGGUUACAACAGACAGUCACACAGACUCAAUUAAAAUGUGAGGAAAUAUCGGUCAAAACAGAGACAUUCUGAGAGUUUGUCCUCCAGCCCUUUAACUGCAGAUUUAAAAACGGUCAAAGACACCAAGUUUUGCAGCUUAAAUUCAGUCUGCAGAUUAUUCCACGCAGAGAGGACAGAGAACCUGAAAACCUUCUUUCCCAUUUCACUUCGGACUCUGGGGACAACAAACUGUAUAAAUCUCAAUGAUCUCAGGUCCGUCCUUUAAGAUGAUCAUGAAUAUAUGUAAAUCUUUUUGAAUGCUAUUUUUACCACAACAUUCUGAGUACUUCUUCCAGCAUUACUAACAAUAUGGUGCGAUCAAAUGUAAAAAAAAUACAAAAACAAAUAAAGUUCUUGCUGUAAACAUAUAUCAAAGGUAUCAGUGUGCUCUACAAGGCAUAAAUGUAUGUAUGUAUAUAGCUAGAUAGGUAGAUAGGAAGAUAGACAGGUAGAGAGAGAAACGUAUUGUCUGUUGUAGUCACUCAUAAUAACUUUUGAUUUCUGUAACUAUUACUAACAUUAACAAAUGCAAUGGCAUGAAAUGCAAUUCUGAACUCAAACAAUAUCUAGACAGAGCAGUGAUGUCAUAUUUUAAUAUCACGCAUAAAACUCUGUUACUGCAUAUUAUCAGGAUGGUCACUUAGCAUAUCGAUUUUUUAUAUUCCCAGACAUUCCAGGACUUGGCGACCAAAUGAAUUCCUCAGAUAUGAGUCCACUGUCUUGGUUUUUCUUCACCCUGCUGACAGCUGCUUGCCAGAGUCCAGAUGAAUGCCAAAGGUAUGAUUUGCCUCUUCUUUAUUGAGAUUGUCUCACACCCCCAUCUCGCCUCAUCCAUCCUCCGGAGAAUCCUAAUGCACUGAUACCAAGGGGGAAUAAUUUUUUUUUUCUUUACAAUCUACUUAGCAAUGAUUUAUUGAUUGCGGCUUCCACCCUCACAGAGAAUUACCGAUCCUUUUUGGGAAAUCAGAUUUUCACACCUUUCAUGAGUGUGUAUGUGGCGCAGGUCUCCUGAGACAGUGUGAGGGGAAACUGACUUUGAGGAGCAGCCGUGUGUGAAUCUCUGCGGUGUCACUCUUCUUCUGCCAGUGGUAUACCCAGUGGACGGGCCUGUGAUUCUCUGCUGCGCUCUCUAUAGUUUUGCAUUAUUUAUUGGUUGAUAAAUACAGUGUCCAAGCUGGAUUUCAAUAUGUUUUCAGUCCCUUUCAAACCCUUUAAAACACACAGGCAUAUCAUAAGCAUGCAGAAGCCCCUCUGAGGUAUAAGCAGUUCUUAGGAAAAAAAAGAAAAAUAAUAAAAACAACCCCUGCCCUCAUAGGAGGAGUCAGAUUAGUGUGCUGAAAGCUUUGAUGCUCCAGAAUGUCAGCUCCGUGGAUCGAUCCAGUAAAAAACACAUACACACCUGACCAAUCAGAGGCGUCUAUGUGUUGUGGACCUGCUGGGCACUGUGGUUUACAAGCUUCAAAGAGCUCCUUUUAAUACACUGCUUUGAUAGCCCUCAGCCUUCACUGACCCGCCGACCAUCCACUGGGGAGCAUUUUAGCUUUAGUGGAGUAGAGAGGGAUAACUGCUGAUCAUAUUAAUGAGUGUGGAAAAAAAAAUCACUUCAAAUGUUGACCACUUGUUUAAGUGUGAGUGCUUGUGUCCUGAAAAUGUACACAGUUGGAAAAAUUAAGUAAGUAAUCUUACAGAUAAGACAAAUGUUUUUCAAAAUUAAAUUAAAAAGUAGACAUUUUUUGUAGCUGUAGUUCCACGCAGAAAGACACUUUGGUCAAAAUGCCAUUUAACUGCACAAAUACUCUGACACCCUUUUAUCAUGAGAGAGGAACAGUUUGGUUAAUAACCCUAAGGGGGAGACAAAUCAUCACCUACUAUACCAUACACUACACACUGGGAUCUUUGAAGUACAGUAGGGUAUCAGAGCAUUACAUUUAUUCAGAAUCGGUGCCAUGCAAGUGUUUGUCAUUGUUGGCUUUUCUGGUACAUUACCAUUAAAAGUAAUGUUUAAAAUUUUAAUUUAAAUUUUAAAUCAUAUUUAAGAGAUUUAAUUUGAUUUGGACUCAUUAUUUAAAUACUUCACUAUAGAAAGACUGAAAAACUCAAUAAAGUAGCAUUGAAAGUAAACUUCAUAAUGCUCUUAUUGAACAUUAAUUUAUGUGAAACUUUCCUGCGCUACUUAAGUCAUUACACUCACAUUUAGAGAAAUGCCGCCAGCAGAAAUCAGGUAAAGACUUCAUGAAUUUGACUUUCCUUCCCCAGUAAAUAGGUCAACUCAAGUUUAUUUGUAUAGCGCAUUAAAAACUGUGUGAGCUGACCACACUACUUCACAGACAGAGGCAAAAAAACAGGGUACAAAAGACUGAGAAGAAUGUGAUAAAAAACUUAAAUAAAUCAAAUACUGCAAAACACAAGUUCAAUGAUAAUGAGCUUCUAAAAUUUGACGGACAUUUCUGUUUUUAAAAUAGAAUCACAAAACUAUCAUUGUUGAAAUAUUAGUUUUUGUGUUUUGAAUACUUUCAUUGUCGAGGAAGUGAGCACAUAAUGUAAGAAGGAAACAUCACUUUAGAGGAUUAAAGAGUAUGUGAAGCCUGAAAAUGCUGGAUGUACUUGAGGAUAGUUUUAAAGCAUUCACUUCUGAGUUGAGAUCAGCAAUGUGCAGAACAUGCACUGGACAAUGAACAUAAGAUGAAUAAGCUGAGGGUAUAAAACCUGCAGACUGGGUUCAUAUAUUAGACUGAUCAUGAUUAAAAUUAGAUGAAUAUAAAAGGCUUAAUUUUUUAGCACAAACCUGAUCAAAAAGUGUCCAGAUUAUGAGCAUGGAUGUCAAAAAUGAUGGAAUCAGAAUUUAUUUUGUUUGCUACAACUGAAAGGGCGAUUAAGGAACCAACACAGCUGCCUCAUUCGUAUAUAUGUUGACAAGUUGGCUCAUUGAUUCAUCCUUGCAGAUCUACUGACACACUGAAGGCCUUGCUGGUAUCUCCAUCAUAUAACUUAAGCAUCACCAAUACGAUACAUUGAUUUGAUCAUCACGCUGCUGUUAACAUUUUCCUAAACAGUUUAAAGGAUUUAAGGCUGUAAGUCAACAUUUAUGGAGACAAGUGUAUUUUUUUUGCUUGUUUGUUUUUCCACCAUGAAUGUUAUACUUGAAGUUGAUUUUGAAAAGGAUAAAACAAAUGGUGCGUAUCUGUCAUGUUUUUCUCUGUUUGAUAACCACAGGAGCCUGGAGUGUUGGAACGCAGCGUGCCAGUCUCUGUCUGAAACCCCAUCUCCCUCACACUGGGACAACACUGGUAAGACCCCCAGCUAUUAGCAUGGCUAUCUGAUGACGCUCUGUACUCUCUGCAAACCGCUGAUUAUUUGGCCACUGGGGGUGUUUGGUGAGCGGGUGAGGGCAGAUGUGGAGGGGGGAUCAAGUGCUUUUUCUUGUUUCUGCAACCUGUUCCUGAGCUGCGGCCAGACUGAGUGAGCAGGGAAGAAACAAGGCAAACCUUCUCCCUCAUGUCUGCUCCCUCAAACCUUCUCUCUCUCCCCCCCACACACACAUAGACACACGUCAAACUCACAUUAUGUCUUUAACCAGAGGUCUGAGGGUUACUUAAAAAAAAAUAAAGCUAAUCCGUCACACAUCCACUGUUUGGAAUCAGUAAUGUAAUUUCUUAUGCUAAUUUUUAAAAUAUCCCUCUUUAUUAGGGAUUCUUACAAUAAGAUUAUAGUUAUCCCAUUAUGUGUAAUUGCAUUACUCCUUUGGCUUAAAUUAAUAAACACACCCAAUUUGGUAGCAUGAUUGCAAGUAGGCGAGGCUUGCUGUUUUGAAAUGAAGUAAUUAACAGCUGCGUGAGACGCUGAGAGAUGAGUUGCCCCCUUAUCCUGGAGCCUCAGAGGCCAGGGGAAGAUUAGAGCUCUGAUCUCAUUCCCAGCACUUGUUUGGAGUCUGUCAGGAAGAGAAAUGCCAGCAUUAGAGAGGUACCGCCACACUCCUGAUAUGAUGAAAUAAGGAGAAAAGGGGAAAGGGAAAAAGAUGGAGGGAUGGACAGAAAGGCCCCUGCCCUUCUCUGAAGUGUCAGUAGCUUGUUUAUUCUAUUUUUCAUCAUAGCUGCUGGGGCAAAGAUUCCCAUUUUUCCUUUAUUUUUUUUCUCCCCACCUCGUAACAAAAACCACUGCUCUCAUUUUUUAUAAGGUCUUGCAAACUCUCAUGCCCCAGUGAAAAUUACAUUGUGAAACGGUAGAAAUUUCAGGGCUGCCUGUGCUCUGCCCUGUCCCUCUGAGCUUUCAAACAGUCAACAGACUGUGAAGAAUAAAUAAUAAAAAACUAUUGAUUAUUUUGAUGACUGCAAGAUUCAAUUAGGUAUUAAUUUUGCCCUCCAGUGGACCUAUCAAGCAACUCAAAGGAGAGGGCAGGGGGGUGGGGGCGGACCCAAAUGCAUGCAGAGUGCGGCCAAGCUCAGACAGAGGGGAAAAUGUGUUUACCUCGGCGGGCAGGGAGGUGCAUUGAUGCGCAGUGUCCCGCAUUUAAGUGCUCCACAAAUGAAGCGCUGAUGACUAGUGACAUUGUUACCAGGGAUAUGAGUAUUGACCAGCCGGCUCACACUUUUAACGACAGCUUAAACUAUUUCUAUUGAUUAACAUUUUCAUAGAUUAUCAUGUGUCAUAUCAAAGAGGGCUGACUCCCGUGAUGAGCACAUUAAAAAGGCCCCUCUGGGCAGGAACUCAUCGACCACCCGGAUAGAAGCAGGGGGUGGAAGUUGAUGGGUGCAGGGGGCAAAAUGAGGCUCAUCCCGGCUUUUUUUAUUUUUUUAUUUUUUUAUUUUCUGUCCCAAAUGUCCUGUUCACCUGUCCUUUCUCUUCCUCGGAUAUAUUUAGGCUGGACUUGAUUCAUAAAUAAAAAAGAGGGCCAGAGUCCUGCUGCUGUGUGUCUGCAGCUCAGAGCCUGAGGUGGGGUGAACACUGUCUGAGGAGCUCUCCAGUCAGAAGACACAAGGGGGAAGAGACAGAGGGAGAGAAAGAGGGAGGGAGAGUGUGAGUGUGUGUGUGUGAGGGGGAGAGAGAGAGAGAAAGAAGCAAGAGAAGGAGGAGGAGGAGGUGGCAUCUCCAGCAGCCUGUCCGUGGAAGCAACCUCAGGCUUGAACCUGCGGCAGCCAUUCAGAUACACAAAGGUUGAGGAGGGUGCUUGUGGUUCAGCAGAAAGCAUGUGCUAGCUGGUGGUGGCAUGUUUUAGCCGCUCUUAAGACUCACUUCAACAUUUGGACUUUCUGAAAACUAUUUCUUAAUCAUUUCCUCUGGAGCUUUGUGUAGGUAAGAGCAGGUUUCUGACUAUUUUUCAACUUUUAUUUCAACCUUCAUCAAACUUUAGAAGUACUUGAUUUGGAAUUUCUUGCAUUCAGAAUCUCAAGUUGGAAGCGUUUGAACCUCCGACGGCGUUCGUGAAAUUCUCAAACACGCUUAAACAUAAUUUAAAUAUCAGUGUUUGACUGUUCUUCACUUUUCUGAAAUAAUUACGGUGCAUCAUGUUCAGGCGGUUGAAACGCUGAUGUUGAUGCCGUUCGUUGUUGUCUUUAAAUGCUGCCAAAAAAAAUGAAAAUAAUUGGGAGGAAAAAUUGGGAACAUCAUGGACUUCACCUCUUGUUUAAAUCAGGCCUCAACUUGAUAUUGCGUCACACUGUACUGCAAAUGUCACGACCGAUCUCAUUUCGUGUCCCCAAAUAGGUGCAAAUUGGUGUAAUCACUGGUGUGUGUUUUUGGUCCUAUCUUCAGAUGUAGAAUUAUAUUUAUUUCAUGUAUUUGUCAGCGCACAGCCCAUAGAGCUCUUUGUAGGCUGCUGUCAGCUUAGUGUUUGCUGAAGAUGAGGCACAUGUCAGGUAGUAAUGAGCCCUUGGAGAUGGAUGUAUCACCGUUUUAGGACUGCAGGGUAUAAUGGUAAAGCCACGCGAUCCGUAACAGUUCUUCACCAGGCAGCAGCCGGCAGUAUCAGCGGGGAAGCACCAGCCUCAGAUAAAAGAGAGAGCUGGAGAGGGAGGGAGCAGGAGAGAGAGGGAGAGUGAUGAGAGAGCAAUAGAAAGGAGAAGCUGGGUAGAGAGAGUGAGUAGAGGCAUAGAAGGAGAAGAAGGAGCCGGUGAGGCUGAGACGCUGAAGCACAUCUAACCAGGGGUGCUUUCUCUUUUUAUUUUUCUCCUCCCUGUUUCCCCCACCUGGGCUCCAAGCUCCCUCCAGGAUCCGAUGAUUACAGGGCAGCUGAGCAAGCCGCUGCUCUCCUUGCGCAGCGACAUGAGCGCGGCAGAACUCCGGGCGGACGACAAAGCGGCCAGCCCAGACAGCGAUCUGAACGACGAGCCCCUGCUCCUGCCCUCUGAGGCCACGGACAGAGACGGUACCCCCAACAAGCUGUACGGUAAGUGGGCUGAAGCCUCCAGUUUGUCCCGAGAGCUCCUUGAAGCAGCUGUAUGGGUUGUUAUAGACAGAGGUGAUGUGAACAGAGAGGGUCUCUGUGCUGGGACAGGUGUCAGCGGUGUCAGGCUGCAAACUAAGUUUUGGUACAAUACACAAGUCAAUGCUGGCUCUUUGAAAGCUUGAAUGCCUCUUCAGUGAAAUAGUAUAAUCUGCGCUUUUUGAGCUUUAAGAUUUUUCCUGCAAUUUUAAGACUUUUAGACUUAAGAUAUUCAUAAAAAAAGAUUUUGUUUGUAAAAGUAAGUCAAGUCCAUUUUAAAUGUACUGACAGUAGAAGAUACUACUUGUAAAGAUGCAGUGCUCUCUAAUUUGGCUCUCUAUCUUAUAUUUAAUUAAAAGUGGAUAAUUGUGUAGUUAUUGCUGUUGUGUAGUUUCUUUUGCAGCAUCUCUCUGUUUUUCCAAUAUUUUCAAACAUUUUUCAGAACUUCAAAAUUGUCUAAGAUCGACAAGGUUUGUCAUUAUAGCUUUGCUGCUGUUUGAUUAUUUUAUGUAAUUAACCAAAUUUUCUAAUUCACAUAAUGAAGGUUUUUAGUAGAACUAAAUCAAAAUAAAAAGAAAACUAUGACAAUUGACAUUAACUCUGUUCCAAUUGAAAUCAAAGCAUCUGCUGUAUUUUAUAAUCUGUGAUAAUCAUCGGCACAUAAACAGUUUAUUCUGUCUGGAUAAUUCAAGAGACUUCUCUUCCUCCACUGAUGUAUUUUUUUUUUUGUUUUUGGUUCAUUCAAUAAUUUUUAGUCUCUUUGCAUCCUCUGUUUCAGCCACUGUUUUAACAUGAGCAUGAUUUAUUAUUUUUUUCACUUAUCAUUAAUUGACUUUUUGGCAUUUUGCCAGUAUCACUGUGUUUUGUUUUGAUUAUGAGGCACUGUGUCGGUCAUGUGAGUUAAUUUAAUAAUCAGGCCUCAUUAGGUAUCAAUAAGCAUAAUUAUAUCAAUUAACUUUUUUUUCCCCUUUUAUCCAGUAAAACAUUCUUAUGAGUAAUUCAGUGAAGUUCUUAUUAAAGCUUUAUAUUAAUUGUAAUCAGCAGUUGACUAUUUGUUUUUAUAUAAUAAGUUUUGUAAACCCAGGUUAAACCGAUUCUCCUUUUGAGGAGGACCACCAACAAAUGAAACCUGAAUUUUCAGAUUUAAUUUGAUUUAAUGUGAUAAGACAUUGGUUUAAAAAUGUUCCAUCUUUUUUACAAAUAGAUAAUUUAAUCAAGUUUUACUUUGCUGUUUUUAUGUCAAGAGAGUGUAAAGAGAGACAAGUGAAGGACUUCCUAUAGAGAGCUAACAUUUACUCACCUUUGUUUUUAUAUCACUGAUAUGAUUCUGUAAAGGAGGCGUGAGUCUCUUUCUGAUGGCUUUAGCAGUCAAUUGUUUUGUCAGUUUUCGUGCAUAUUUUGUUUUCUUCUCUGCGCUGGAUGAUAAUUUUUUACUUUUAAAAAACAGACCGUUCAAUUUGUGCGAGUGUGUGUCACUUAUGAUUUGGAGAUUUGGGCAUUUUAUUGUUUUACUACUGUUUAUGAAUGACUGCUACACAAAACAGAGCACAGUUUUUGUUUCUUUAAGAUAAUUUGAGUAAAACUAGAGUCUGUCUGUCUGUAUGAUGCUGGCAGUGUGUGUGUGUGAUUGAGUGUGUGUGUGUUUGUUGGGACGUGGCGGUGAGUGGAGAGUAGUGCCUUUGCUAUUUACCAGACUAGCCAAACAUUUGUGAACUAAAUAAAAUCAGAAUUUAGGGGAGGGUUUGCCAAUUAUAAAUCUCACGUGGUAUCAGAGCGAGAGAGUGAGUUCAGCUGUGUUUGAAAUCCUUAUUUUUUUAAUAAGCCGAGGUUACAUUCUUCUAAACAAGGAGUGUGUACAGCAGGGUUUGAGUCAGAAGUGUUGCAAUUUGGUUUAAUAAGCAUCAAGUUUUUCCUCAUGUCUGAUCAGUCUUCACCUGACUCUGCUUGUGGUACUUGCUUCUCUUUUUCUCUCAUAGACUUACACAUAAAUGCUUUACAGAUUGAGCUUUACGCUGAAGCUGUUUUAAUUUUAAUUGAACUAAUCUACCAUUUUCUAUGAGAAAUUUAUGAGUCAAAACACACAAGUAACUUUUUUUGAAUAUGUUGCUCAUUUUUAAAGCUGUAUGAUUUUUUUUGCCUCCUGUUUGUCCUGCUGUUCGCUGUCUCUGCUCUGCAUGUGGUCGGUUUGAGCUGCUCCAGUGUAACUUGUGAAUUUUGGAGAGGAUGGUUUCUCUCCGCCCCGUGGCUGAGCCCUGGGCUGUGCCAACGGCAGGCUUGGUUUGGGAACCGCUGCCCACAUGACCUGACAAAGAGAACGGCAGGGAAUGACAAGGAGUCUUGGUACAGUAGUGUCUACUGCUGGAGGAGAUAGGAGGGAAGAAUGAGGGGAGUGAGGAGGUCAAAGAAGAGAGACUCAGCAUCUUUCUGUGCUUUUCCUUAAAGGCUCCCAGACUAAAGGGGAAAGUGGGCUCAUGGUGACUAGUCACUUCUGUUUUUAAACUCAGUCGAAAACAAAGCUGCUGGUCUCCUUGUUACAACAACUGUUUUGUUUGGUGUUUUGGUUGAAGUUUUAGAGGAAAUUAAGCAAACAGCCGCUGCAAACCAGGAGUUGAAUCAGCUAAAUUGACCCCAACUUGAGCCAGUUAAGCUGAAUGCAUGUGGCCAAAAUCAUGGUAAAAGUUGAAGCAGUGAAUCUUGCACUUAUUCAGUGAGAAGUUACACAUUUUGAGGUGCUGGGUCAUGUAAUUGUGCAAAGUGUAUAGAGUUAGAUAAUUGAGAUUGCAUUAAAAAAAGUUUAAAUGGUCUUAUGAAUCUUUAGACUUGAUUUCCUGUUCGGAUGCUAUUUUAUGUUGUUUGUAUUUGAGCCACAUUUGCUUAUUGGUUUGUUGUAGAAGGCUGUAGAAGUUUGAAUCUCUCCACACUCUAAUGCCGAAGUAAUAAUUGCCACUUACUAGAAAGCAAACCUGAAUUUGGCUUUUUGAACAAGGACUUUCAUUAUUUAGUUGUUUUCAUUCUGAGCUGUGCAGAAGCACAAUCUUUCGACUCCUCUCUUUUCCUCUCGUGUUGAAGAAGAAAGGAGUAAAAGAAACUUUCGGUUUCUCAGCCUCAGAAAGAAGAAAGGGAAAAAACUUUGCUGUGUUACUUUAUCAUAAUCUCGCUCCAAUUAUACACAUAGUACAGGAGAAGACAACUCGUGUUGAAACUUAAUUUGCUUCCCUGCUAUUCAAUUUGCGCUGAACUUAUUGUGGCAUCAACAGAAAAACUCAUCAAUGCAAAGAAACUUAAGUAGACGAGUUUUAUUGCAUUCACACGCAGUGUAGACAAAACGCAGCGAGCUAAUUUGAGCAUUUCCAAAUUCAUAAUUGGAAAAGUUGUGAAUUUAGCUCGUUAGGUAAGUCGAGAGUUCAUUAUUCUUCCAAAAAAAGAGCAGUGAAAAAGGUCGCUAAGAAUCCAAACAUUGCCCCGUAUGGUUCAUAUUUAGACUGAAGUUAGCAAACAGAUUUCGAUUAUAAUUACUGCAAAAUCGUGUUGCUCCUCAUCCUUGCGUUGCGAAUGUUUCAUACACGGUGUGUGUUUUGUAACAUUUCGAGAGCCUUCACCAACUUUUUCCUUCUUGCAGACUUGAUGUACGACUUUACUUUUAGUGCUGUAGUAUUGAGCAGAGGUGUGCGCCAGUACAAGAAGGAGAAGUCAGUGGGAGACAAUGACAGUAGCGGUCAUGUUUGUCUACAGUAAAUUGUCCACCUUCUACACCCACCACAUGCUUACUGUGGUGGUGAAAGGGUCGUUCUCCUCCUAAAAGCUUGCCUGUGCAAAUAGUCUUCCACUUCAGCUAACAGGGGCUACGAGGCACCACAAACAUCCUGCCGCCUUGUAUUUAUUCCAAGUAGAAGUGGACAUUAGGUGGGAAAGCUGUGGUUAGUAGGGCAAGCAAUUUUUUUUCAAAGGACGAGAUGGUGUUGGAUGCGUACAGUUUCUGUCUUCUCUUCUCAAGCAAAUCUCCCCCUUUCAAACAUCAACAGACAAGAUAAUAAGACACUCAGAGCACAAUUCCGUAUUAUAUUCAGCAACCAAAGGCUCAUCUCUUGUCAGUUUGCAUUUACUCUCCCAAGGAUGUGACGCUUCUAUCAUCAUGCUGUCAAAGGGAGCCAGGCUGGAACGACAGGAGCACUCAUUUCACACACUUACUGUCUACAUGAAAUGGUCUGCACUUAUACGGAUUCUGCCAAAAUGGUGGAACAUUUUCACAAAGGUCACCUAGAGACCCCCCUCCUAAAAUGAAUCUUUCAUUGAUUCCUGGUAUUGGAGGUCAUUCAGAACAAAAAGUCCACACCGAGUGCUGCGUCUGCUUAAAUGCUGCACCUGGAUUUUGAUGUAUUACAGGUUUAUAAGGCCUUACUUACAACCGGACUGUGUGCUUCAUUAAUUUAAAGGGAUAGACCAACCAGUUUCUUGGCACUGAUCUAACUUUUUUAAAACAUGAAGUUUCUACUGAUACUGUUACAGAUUCCUGACCGGACACUGGUGAAAAAAAAAAAAUCUGUCAUUAGAUGAACUAAAAGAUGUCUUCAGCUCAUUUCUUUUGACUUAUUCCAUUUGACAUUAUUGUUACACUCACAUAUGAAAAUUUAAAAAUGUAUUUAUAAUGGUGUAAUAGUUUGGUUUCAGGAUAAUAUUUAGCAACAAAAGUGCAUCAUAAACUAAUUUAGUGCUGCACUUUAAUUAUAUAUAUAUAAUAAAUGCAUACUUGAAAAGAAACCCUAGUUCCACCUAUGAGCGAUAUAAACAGCUUGACUUGAAUUGUCACAAGUUUGAAGUUUUUUAUUCGCUGAAAGCCAAAGAGGCCACUUUGCAUGCUAAAUUUGAAUGAGUUUCCUCAGGUGAAAGUUAUUCAAAUCCAAACAAACAGUAGUUUGACAUCUUAAAAAAAAAACUAGAAAGCAGUUAUUUUGUUACUCUUUGGACUCCUUACAUUUUUAGUUACCUUUUCUUAGCUGCAAAUGCCAUUACUCUAAGUAAAGUGACCUGCUUGCGUGCAUACUUCAUAGUAUUAUGUAGAGUAGCUAUGGAAAAACUGCUCCAUAGCUUUAGUGUUUAAUGCAAAACUCUCUUUUGCAUCUACAAUUCAUACACACAAUGAGACACGCACACACACACACCGCUGGAGGCAUGAGUUCUUAUUAUUUUUGUGUAAUCAGCUUAGUGAGCAGGAUGCAUGGUGGGAUAGGCUGCUUGCUGAUGCAAAGAGCCUCGUAAUGUUGUGUGCCGAGGUUAAGUAAUAAAGUGGCGCAAACCCAGCGCUGAAUGGGCCACGCUGGGUAAAUAAGAGUGGAUAAAGGAGAGCGAAGGAGAACAAGCCUCUCCCCAGGAGGUGGAUCUCAUUAUGGGGAUUUCAGCUGUCUGCACAAACUUGAAAACAGGCUUAAUGCAUGCCUAUAAAGCAGGUGUAAUACAUUUGCUAAUGUGCCCACGGUGCCCACAGCUACAGCAAUACAAUCACUCCGGAGGACAGGGAAGAUGAGCACGAGGCUUGUUUUCCAUGUAAACAGCAGCAAAGGUCAUCUGGUUUCAUGAAUGCUUGGUUAUGCAGAAAUGACUUUGAGCAACACAUGGAACUUCAAAAACUGACAAUGUAAUUCUCCCUGCCUUGUUUUUAUUAAAGUCAAAGUAUUCCAGAGAAAAAAAAGCACAUUAAAAGUUGUGUAGGUGCAGAGCUGUGGAGAAAAUAAAUUGCAUUUCAAUAUGCUUCUAUUUUAGCAACACAAGUUGUUUAAGUUGGGGGGAUCAUUUUCAAAAAAAAACCUUAUAUGAUAUGUAGCAUGCGCUCCAUAACCAAUAUCAAUAAGCCUUUCAUGUAGAGCUAACAAAGAGGCAUCACAUCUCCUGGCACCGACACGGUUGGUGUUGUUGAGAUGUAAUUGAAGCUGCAAGGGUCACAUUUUCGGAAUAGAAAUUACAGACUUGUCUUUGACUUGUGUGGCGUGAACCAGAGAUGCAUCCAGCAGCCCUUGUGUCCUUCACAAGCCUUUAUUAUUUAUAACGCUCGCUCUUUGAGCAAUGACCAGUACUAAUGCAUAACCUUCUGUCCUUCUGGCUGAUUCGCUUCCUUUGAAACCAAAGAUUGAGGCAGGAGAAGUGGGUGUAUGGAGGAUGAGGCAGGGGUGUGGGCGGGCUGAGAAGGGAAGGGGGGGGGGGGCGGUAUAGGGCAGUGGAGAUCCAGGCUAUCGAGAAGUUAUUAUGUUUUUUUCCUUUAUAUCUGAGGAUGUGGAAUAACACUGUGAUGAUUCUUUUCUCCAGAAUAGAGUUAUGUGCUUCAAAGCAAUACUAUUUCCUGACGUCCCUCCUUCCACUAUUUGUCUGCUCCAAGAAUAAUGCGCUGGGAGGGGUAGGGAGGAGUGGGGUGGGUGUCUUUUAGCAACAUGAUUAUUUGCUUGUUUCCACCUUUACCCACUCAGCUCUGUAAAUAUCACAGCAAGGAGGGAAUACAGAAACAACUAAUACAGGACUUUGUUCAGAUAAACUCAUUUCUGCACUCGCUGUGUUUAGCCGAGGUUCAGUGCAGGUAAGAUAUCCUCUGUGUAGCUUGUAUCACCUGAUGUUAUCCUACAGUGAUUGAGCCGCUGCUGCAGCCGCUGGUGUGAUCCAUUGUUAUUACACCUCUAUGACAGAAGGAGCGGGUGAAGACGCGGGAGGGGGGCUUUGAGGGGGCAAAGGGGUAGAAAGUGGGACAUAGGCAGCAUUAGUGCCAGAUAGCCUGGGGGGCUCGGACUGAUGUGUCAGGCAUGACAUGUGGGUGUCUAACCUCCCCCCUCCUACACACAAACACACACACUCUCAUACUGCGCUGGACUGUCCUCACAGCCCACUGGCUAUUUUGAAUGGCUGUCAGCUGACCACACAAGAUAGAUUUGUUUAAAAGAUGCUUUUUAAAAGAAGUUACUGAGAGAUUGAAGGUGCCAGUUUAAAGUUGAUGACCGUGUGAACUCUUCGUGUUUUCAAUUAAACUUUAAUUCUGUGAAAUAAUGGGAGUCAAAAGUGUCUUUUUCACCUCCCAGAGCCAAUCUGUUUGAUUUUUUUUUUUUAAGAAUUCAUUUACACUCAGAUGAAGUUCAUGUAGAACAGAUUUUUAAAGAGGAAAAUAACUCCGAAGCAUGAAUCAGUGAUUAUUUGACAUUCAGGCUGAAUGAAACUUGGAGUGAUUUUUCCAUGACAAAAGCAUUUCAAAUCAAUCCAAAGCAUUUUUUUUGGCUUUCUUCAUCUUUUUUUAUUUUUUAUAUUUUUUACCCCGAAUCAUGAAAAAACACACGAUUAAGCCUUCAACUACAGAUUAUUUUUAUUAAUUUUUAAUGCUUGUUUAUUUUCAGUCUGUCGUUUAUACUCUGACAUUACUCUUUUUCUUUAGAUACUUAAUUGUAUUGCUUGACUGAGCCAACCAGGUAUCUCUCGAUGUUUAAUUUGACUUAACAAUCGAGAACCAACAUGGAAAAUUAGCAGCUACUGUUACUGCAAAAGCUGGAAUCAUUAAUUGCCUGUUUUUGCUUUAAAAUGAAGUCUGUUUCUUUUGAUCACCCAACUGAUUGAUAAUCAUUCCAGCUUUUGUUCUAGGAGCCUUAGGUAUCAACACAAAGUAUGAGAGGGAGGCCUUUAUUCGGCGCAGGGUUGCAGGCUGCCGGCAGCAGAAUCCUAUUUACAGCAAAUAUCAUUUAAGUAAUUUAGGAGGAGGAGCCACAGUGAAGCAAGCGUCUCCUAAAAGGCUUACAGCGCUCUAAAGCUAGUCUUCAUCUCAGCGACCCGCCAUAAAAGGAUGAGGAAUCAUUUGUGUUGUGAUUUUCCUCUUUCAACCCUGAGUUAAUCAGGUUGACUUUGCUUUGAGAAUGAGGAGGACGCACCAGAGCAGAUGUGCUCAUGUGCAAAGUGUCCCAAGUCCACUGUGAAGAUGCAUCACAAAAGCCCUCCUUCCCCCUCCCUCCCUCCUCUUCCUCCUCCUCCAUCCUCCUCUCCCCAUCACACCAUCGCUCCUUCUUGACCUUUGAAUCGGGCAUUGCCUCUUCUCACCAAUUUACCUCCCUCUGGUCCCUCUUGUGCUUGUGCUGCUUCUUCCUGCUUCCACUCCAGCACCGAGGGAGAGGGACAGGUAAGAGCCGGAGCCGAGCACUCUCAUGUCAGAGAGCCUUUUGGUGAAGACCUGUAGCCAUGAGUGAGAGCAUAAGUGUGGGAGCACGGGGUCCUCUUUACUUUAAGCAUUGUUUGCAUGCAGAUUCUCCACCCGUUCAUCAGAAACCCGAGAUUUACAUCUUCAAACUCAAGUGUACUAUUUUCUUUUGUUUACAUUUAACAACUCUGCAGCAUCCUUUCCCUCUUCUGCUCACCCUUCUUCCUCUUCUUCAUCUCUCCCUGUCCUCUGUGUCUUCCCCUCUCUGCUCUUGGCUUAACAAUCACCUCAAAAAUAGUCACAGAACUGCUGAGGUGUAAAAUCCUUUCUGUUCAGCACCACCUCCGAUGUAAUUCCUUAACUCCAUAAUUCCACUUUGCGCCCGAAUAAUAAAUGAGAUGGAUUUUUUUUUCCCUCCCCCUGUAAGGUCUACGCCCUCGCACGAUGAGGAAUCAGGCUUUAAUGUCGAGGGGCCCGCAGAGAUUGCCGCGGCCUCUUCUCCCUCUUGCCCCGCGCUGGGCUCUUAAUUAAGGAAAUGACAGCUCUCCUAGCAGCAGCAGGAGCCAUAAUGUGGCUAAUAGUGUUACAGGCAGCCACUCAAAAGUCAGUCUCUGGUGAUUUUCUAUCCGCAGGAACGCUAUCGAGCUAUCCUUAGCAGCUUCUCCGCCCCAGCCUCUAAACAGAGUAUUACUUCCCUGCCGGCCCGGAGGGAGCCAUCUGACUAAGAGCACCUGGAGUUAUUGGCAGCAGAUUAUGCCCUGUGUUAUUGUUGAGGGCUUUGGUGGGAGUAAUGAAACACUGAGCUAAAUCACCGGUGAUUUUGGCUCACUUGCAUUCUACAAGGAGUUAAGUAAAUCACUAGAAAGCCCCUUGCUACAUAUAACAGGCUGCUCGCUUCCAUACUACCUUAUGUUUUGUUUGUAACAGAACUUUUUGGCUUUAGAACAACAGAUGAAACAGAAAUGAUCUGCCACUCCGCAUCCCUUUAAUGUCACAUCAACUUUCCAAGCGGUAUUAACACAAUCAAUGGUCAAACAAUCUGGGACAAUUGGUUGUGUAUUGAUGGAAUUAAACCUCCUGUAUGAUGUGGCCUGUUGUUUAUCCGUACCCAUCCUUUACGCUUCAACAGCUCACAGAUCACUGUCCGACAAACGCUCCGCACUCUGUGUCGAACGACGAAAACCGCGCUACUCUGCAUUCCAUAAUUCUUUCUACUUCAAAAAUCCAAUUUAUUCUCGCAAUUAAGAAUGUAAUUACUUCUAAUCUUGAGUCGUUCUUAAUGUGAUCGCAUGUGAAAUUAUUUUCCAUAGAUUAGAUUUCAGAGGCAAAAUGAUUGACAACAUCUUAAUAGCAAACACAUGCACUCAGCCAGACAUUUUCAAAAGCACUAUUAUAAAAAUGGGGGUUGGCUGUUCAUUGUGAAAAGCCUGAAUCGUUACCAGGCCUCUCUCGCACGUCUGACAACUUACAUAAUGCAUUUCCACUAAAAUAGCUUAAGUGUUAAAGCUUCUUUUAUGGGCAGAAAUUGAUUCAUGAAUGCAGCGAGGCGAAAGCUAACAUGAACACAAAGCUUUCAAUAACACCCAUUUUAUUCAGACUGUCAAUGUAUGAAGCGGUUGCAUUAGACAAGGUGGCAUGCUGAUUGCUUUAUGAAAUCCAGGCUAAUUGUUUUGUGGUGUAGUCCUUGGGGCACCCUGCAUUAAGACAGGCCGAAUGAAGUCAAAUAAAUAUAGCUCUUUGCCCCCCAACCACACAGCAGCACACACACACACACUCACGCACACACACACAGACCUUCUGCCAUGUGUGGCAUUGAAAGUCGCUCUCCAGUGGCCACUUUGGUGAUCAAUGAAAGACAAUUUAUAUAGUGGUGGAUAUUGGCAAUAUUUCCAUGACAUAAGUCACAUCAAAUUGCACUCUGUGCCCUGUAAUAAAUCUGAUAAUUUCGCUUUCAAAAAAAAUGUUUUCACAGAAAUACCAUAAUAUGAGUGUUAGUAUGAAUGUGGAAUUAAUUUCACCUCAUUAUAUUCAUCCCCUCUAUGUCAGGAAAGGUUAUGAAUAUCUAAUGUUUACUGUCUUUCAUGGGGUUGAGUGUUUUUUGUUAUUCAUAGUAAAGAUGUAACAGCAAUUAAACUGCUCAGAAAAUCCAAAAGAGAGUCGAAGCCUGCCUGUCGUAGAUAAAUGUAAAGCUACACUGAAGGUAAAUGGCCUGCUCUUUCAUGCGUUUGGCCUCUUCUUUCAUCUCUCCUCACAUCAAUACGUCCAUUCAUCGCAUUUUUGUGUGUAACCUGAGCAUAAUCACAGAAUCAGAAGACUUUCUUUAUCAUAAGGCUUUUCUCCUCCCCCUCUUUGUAUUGAGUUUAUCUUCAUCAGGAAAUCCAUUUAAGAAUCAUUCACAUUGGAUAAGUUCAUUUUUUUAAAGAAAAUCAAAACAUGUACAAAGAUUCGAGUAAUAAAAAAGAAUUGAAGAUUGACUCCCUGGAUAUUUCUCCUGUCAGCUAUUUAAUUUAGUUAAAGAAAUUACAGAAAGCCUGUGGGGAAAGAUGUGCAUGUGUAUUUAUUUAUUAUCGAUCUCUCCUCUUGCGAUAAACGUGUUAUCGUUACAGAUAUUUGCAAGGGGAUGAAGCUUUCUAAGUUAUUGUGAAGUGAUGCAAUGAAAGGCAUCAAAGAAUCAUUACUCUGAAAGUCUCCCGCUCUAUAAAUGAGACAUUAUUCACAACCAAUAUCUUAAAUAUAGUCACAAGGUUUGCAGCUUUUUAAUGAAGACUUAAGGUCACCUGUUUCUUCAUUGGAGCUGAAUAUUUCGAUCAAAGUGAUAGGGGGUGUUUUUAUGCUGAUAACCAGAUAACUCACUGGUGUAAAGGUUGUUGAGUACUACUUGUACUUUUAUUUUCAUCAUGGCAGGGCAGCUGAGUUUAGAGAUUUUUCUUUGAGACAGCGCAAAGUUUAUGUCACUGUACACAAUUUUGAUAAUUGUUAAUUUAGGAUUGAAGAAAUGAAUCUGAAAGUAUUGAUUCACAGCUGUUGUUAGUCUGGUCACUUGAGUUUAAUGUACCUUGGAUUUUUAAUUGCACUUCUCCCAUUGCACUGUUGUUCUGUAUUGUGUAGUUGUACAUAGCCUUUUAUACUUUAUUGUACAUUGCAUAGUACAUAGCCUUUUAUACUCUGUACUUCAUAUUUUUCUUGCAUGCUCUUAUUAGUUUUUUAUUCAAGUAUUUUAUAUUACUUUCUGUUUAAUGUUUCACCGUCAUGCCGAAACAAAUUCCUAGUCUGUGAAUUCUGUUCAUUGAUAAUGGCAAUAAAACCCCUUCUGAGUUCUGAGUUCUGUUGGGUUUUACCAAUGUAUCAGAUGUAUCAAAAUUUGCCAAUAUCAACCUUGUUGAUACAAAUUAGCCUAUCUACAUCUUAGCAAGUCCCAUGUUUGAGUUUGCUUUUUGCUAAUAGAAACUAGAGAUGCUGCAAUUGCCUGCUUUUACAAUUAAUCGUGUAAAUAUCAUGCUUAUGUAACCAAGUAUUUCUGUUGUCAUUCUCACAGAGGGGCCUUAGCUUGACUAUCGAAGAAGAACCAAGCAGCAAGGUUUUGUUACCACUGAGGAAAUAAAUGAACCUUGUAGUGUUGGGACAUUUCUGAUACCCCUCAGAAUAACCAAAGACUUUUUCAAGACGACAGAUUGACAGUCUGUAAAAUCUGUCUCAAAAAAAAAAAAAAUCUGUAUUUGAUGUUUCUCCUUAAUAAUAGUAUUUAUUUGUUAAAAAAGAACUUUCGUAUUAACAUCCUUAAAACUGAUUCUUGGCACGUCGGUUUAGCUGAGGUUUUUUAGCGCACACCUCACAUACAGAGGCUGUAGUUUUUGUCGCAGUGGCUGUGGGUCUGAUAUUUUCUGUCUCUUUCCAGCUGUGAAAGCAAAAUGGCCCAAAAAAGUAAUAGAGGGAAAAUGGCAACUUUCCAAGGUUUUAAACUUAAAGCAGCUUGAGAAGCUUUAGAACAACUUGUUUCCUACAGCAUCGAUCUAUUAUGUUAAGAAGAGUUCAAAAUUAAAGUUACUUUGGUCAGUUGGUGCCUCCUUAAAGAUAGGGCAAUGAAAACAGAGCCAGCAAACAUUCACUUAUGGUAUUAUCAAUAAGAUGAAUGUAUGAAGUUUAAAGACACUGCCUGUCAAAUAAAACUGUUCUUCUUAGCAUGGGAAUUGACUUAAGCUCUGUUUUUUUAAUUGGUGCAUCCAUGUUGCUAGGAGACAUUACUUCUCAUGAAAGCCAGUGAAAAAAGAAAAUAUAUGACCAUAUUAUUCCCAAUUCACAAAAUAAAUGUCAAAUUACACAGCAGAUUAUGAUGAUAUUUUACUUUAUCUGUAGCUUCACAUCAGCUCUAAUACAGCCUCAAAGUCUCUUCCUGUGUCCUCAGAUUGAUCUUAAUUCCAGAUACUGAGUGCACAGGGUGGGGCCGUGCGCAACGCGAUCCAUUAUGGGUGAAAUAAUUGCUGAAAAGAGACUGGCCUGUCAAAAUAUCCACUGCGUUUCGAGGCUGAUAAGCGAGAGGAUGUGGACCUUCAUCCAGAAGCAGGGCCAGCCAGCCAGCCAGAGGUAGAAACCAGCAGAAAAAAAAAGCAGGCUUCCCCUUGGGCUUUCACAUCAGCCAUCAAACGCUCGAGGUUGCUUAGGUCAUGCCAUUCACCAAUUAUUUGGAUUUUAUGUAAAGAUGAAAUGAUUUCAGAUGGCGGAGGGGAGUUUAAACCUAAUGCGUAAAUAUACUUGACAGGCAAUGAGAUCUUACAGCGAGGCCUUUCAAUAGAGGAUUUUGUAUGAGGCUUUUAUAAAAGGUCUGGAGACCCACUGCAUGCCAUCUAUGUUUAACAAGAAAAAGCCUAUUCAUCCUUAAAAGAUACAAUACAGCACAGCUUUAUUCUUCGUUUAAACGACGUGAUAUUCCAUUUAGGAAAAUCGAUCCGGUAGAGGAAAUGUGAUUAAAGGUUUUCUUAAAUUCAUUGCCAACAAUGUGUGGUUUAACAAGGUUGUGUGGCCUUCAAAUGCAUUUCCACAUGGAUGGUUUGACUUUAUCUACAAAAUUCACCUUUUUCGGGGGACAAGCUGUUGUAAGAAGACAGUGCCGUUAAAAACGAUAUUUUAUUCAUGCUUGUGAAGGUUUUUUGAUCAGACUUUCAAAGCUGGGUCUUUGUUAUUAAAUUACACCUGGCACAUAACCUUUUGCAGAAUAUUCACAAAGCUGUUUUUUAAAACAAGUGAGCCAACCUUAUUGUACUUGUAAAUUGACUUAAAAACUAUGAAUAAUAGGAGUUAAAAAUAUUAGAAAGCCUUCUGUGCUCUGCUUUUGUCAAAAACCACAUAUAAUAUCUUCAUUCAGUGCAUGUUGUGCAGUCUUCUAAAAUGUUACACACAAAGACGCCAUUGUGGAUUUACAAUUAUAGCAAAAAAACAGAAGAGGAAAAAAUAAGAUAGUGAUCAUGACUUCACACUUUGCCUCCUAGAUGUAGCACAUUGUCAAAGUAAACGCAACACAACUAUAUCAGAGCGUGCUGGAAAGUUUCUAAAGGAGGAGAAUAUUUUAUUGCUAGUUUGCCUCAAUAAAUGACCUGAAGUUGUUAAUGGUCCUACAGAGAGAAGGUGUAAUCCACAGUAUUUACAGCCUGUCACAGAGGGAACAGAGGUUUUGUUUGUACCAGUUUGACCACACCUGGUCUCUUUGCCACCAUCAUCUUAACAAACUGAUAGAGUAGGCUUUCGGCCCCUCUUACCACCAUCUAGUUUCACAAAGUUUUUUCCAUAAAUACCCAUUUCAGAUGUCUUUUCUUUGAUAUUGGCAGUUUGAAAUGUUAUAAAAUCUCAAGGAUCACAAUUCAAAUGUUCCUGUAGCCUCAUGUCUACAAAAACUAUUUUUACAGAAGUUUUUGAAUUUGUUUUUCUCCAACAAAAUGUACCUUCUCUUGACAUUGAGGAGGAAUUCAUUACGCGUAGAUUGUGGUCUGUAAUUGCACCAAGAAUCGUACCUGUCUUUCCUCGGCUGUCUGCCCCAUCUGGAGGUCCAAAAAUCAUAGUGUACGUUUUAUUGAAAUUUGAGUGCAAAAAUGACCCUGAAGUUUUGCAGCCCUGUGCAGUUUGCAUCAGUCUGGUGUAUUCUUGCGACUGUGUUCAGGUAUCAGGAUUGUCACCCUUUUCUGCACACAGCUGCACUGUGCACUCUCCUUCUGAUGGCACAAAGGUCAUAACUCAUAAUGGAGUUGAUUUAUGAUCUCCCAGUUUAUGUUAAGACACUUCUACAAGACAGCACGUGAAAAGCAGCUUCUAAAAUAACAAAUAUCUGUGCAGUUGCGUAGAUUGGAUGCAUGGAGUGGACAAUAUCAGACUGUUUGAACUCCUGAUUAUUCUGUGAAUUAUGCCAUGAAUCUUGAAGUUUUCUCUAAUCAGGAUACUUUGGGUGAAGAUUGAAUCAGAAUCUUCCAGUCAGGUGGCGCUCUAAUUUUCUUCUGUACUGCAUUUUUUUGUGAAAACAUUUAGAAGAAGCUUUAUCAUGUUUCAUUUUCAAAGACGGUUGUGGACUGAACGUCAAAACUGCAACCUGUGGCUGUUGUAUCCCUUUAUGCGGCACCUUCUUUACCAGCUGAGCCAAACCAGCACUGCAGUUUUUUCUCUUCAAGAUUUUCUCCAUGGACCUUUGUGUCAACAUUCAGGCAUCCUCCAGGCUCAAAGCAUGAGGGUCAAAGUAACUUCUUGUACCUUUGAGAGCUGCCACCACUCGCUGCACUGCUCUGAGAUCUUGUGCGAAAGGGAUUGCUAUGAUACCAAACCGUUGGUGUCCUUUAUUUCCCCUGCAGCCAUCAGCAAGCUAAUUAUCAUGUCCCUGUCUGUUCUGUUCCUCUCUGCCCUCGUAGCAAACAGGCUUAAUGUUGUCUCGUAGCUACAGGCUCAGAUUGGAGGGAGGGGAGGGGCGAGGUGGGUUUAGUUGAGUGAUACUCAGUGAUGUAAAUGGGUGUAUAAUAUGGCCCCAGCGUUUGUGCUGGAGCUCUAUCUCUCAGCGGUAAUCUAGGCCAUCAGGGACCCGUCAGUAUGCAUCAUCCACCAUCAACGAGCCUCUCUGCUGGUUGGUAAUUUAUUCAGCGCUACAGUGGUUAUUGAUAAAGCACUUAAAUACAAAUUCCCCUCUUCUCCCAACUGCCCUCUUCUCACCGAGCGACAAUCUGUGUUCUAAUAUCCCAACGUGGCCUGUGUUUUGUGUGUUUAUCUUCUCUCUUUGUUUGUGUUGAUCGAAGGUUGACUUAUCCUUUUUCUCUCUUUCUUCUUUUCUUGCCUGUUGCUCUCCCAGGAGCUCGAGACGGUUCAGUCCAGUCUGACGCCAGCAGCAGUCCCUCAGAGCAAAGUCAGCUGGGCCAGUCCCACCCAGGAUACCCUUUGGGUCCACAGGUGAGUCCGCAACAAACCGAACUCAGGAUAAAAACAUUGCAAGCAAAAUCGGUGAUGAUAUUCAGACAAAGAAGCUUAAAUUUUCAUGAAGUUCUGAAGAAGUUUGCAACUCCUUCAAUUACAGAAAACAGAAGUUAUCAUGCCUGUGCUGUAACAUGAAAGAGGGGUUAUCCACCCUCUUAACCAAACAUAAAGAUGAUGCGUCAUCUUUUCCACUUGAACGCAAAAGAGACACAGACAAUGAAAAGGUCAAAGAAAUCACAACUUACAAACUGUAACAAACUUUGGCUUUCCUGUUUAUCAUUUUUGGAGGCAAAUUGUGAAAUUAUGUUUUCAUGCAGUCACUAUCCUAACAGUUCUGUGUAAUUUUGAGUUUAGAGGUCCGCUCUUUUUCCUGGGUCAGCUGUUGAUUAUGAAUUUGGAAAUGCUUGACUAAUGAGAGUGGUUAUCCCAACAGAGAUUUCAGUAAAAGUAUAAAAACCGUACAAACAGUGUGAAUGUGACUCACUUCUGACCUCUUAAAAAGAUUAGAGGAAUGAUGUAGAGUUGACACCAGCUGUAGUGCUUAUCUUUUUUCAUCAGCUCCACUGACAAAACCGUUUGACUUCAAGGUUGUCAAAUGCCCUCAAUUAUCUCUCUUAGCUGACAUUCAAAUUGAAAGUAUUUUCUCGUAAUGAAGACUUCAUGUGGAAUUUAUGAAGUCAAUAUUUUUUUCUCUUGAACACUUUCCAGCCUGUUAGGGUCGCAAAAGGCCAGCCUGCUUGUAAAAACUACGAUAAGGAUGGUUAAUGGUACAGAGUGGUUUGGUUCAAGCAUCCUUUUGUUUUUGAUAAUUAGAGCUUCAACACCAUCCUCAGUGUACCCAUCAUCAUCAUACUCAGUGUGAGCUCCUUUACAUCUUGUUGUCUUCCUCUUAAUUGUACUUCCACCAAACCUUACCAUUUCCAGUUGUUGUUGACGUGGUCCGACAGUUGAGUAGUGUUCUCAAGGUUAAUUCUUAAAGUCGUAGUGUGUGUGUUGGUAGUGUGGCGCACUGCGUUAUAUUGAAAGAUGCUUCCCUCAUGAUUAUAGACAAAGUAAACCCAAAAAAAGGAACACAUUUCAGUAUACGGCACUGCUACCUACUACAGCUUCAAUAAUAAACAGGAAGAACGAUCAUAACCUGUCUGAACUGAACGUUUUUAAGCUUCUUGAAAGUAUAAUCUAUGUUAAAGCUGUUGAAUUGGGUCUACGUAGACUGCCUUGGUUUUCAUAAUGUAGUUGCUGGUCAGUGCAGAUGGUGUAUUAAUAGAAUGAAGCUUUAAUGUGAGCAUCCUUGUGUAACCGAGACAACAGAGAAUGGAAAUCCACACAAACAAAAGUGUUUACUUUUUACUGACUAUUUAGAGAAUAUCUAACAAAAUAGAAAAAAGAGGUUCUCUCUUGAUUACAAUAAAUGGAAGGGCUGGGCCAUAAAACAAAAAUUUACCGAUACCGAAAUUUAAGACAAUAACCAACGUCAUUUUGCCCAUGUCAAUAUAUUUGGUGUCAAAAAAAUAAAUCAAUAAAAGUUGGUUUUGGAUGUGUGCAGGUAGGCUAUGGUCUCAUGUCCUUUUAAGACGCUGUCCUACGUUAGAGACGUGACUCCACCCCAUCCAGUCCUUAACUAAGAGGGAAAGACAGGUGAGGAGAUGGAGGUCGGUUCAAAAAGUGUAGCGGCUGAAGUAGACGAAGUUAAUGUGGGAGGGGGUGAGCAGCUUGUGGAGUAGUUAUCACCCGUUUAUCGUUAUCAUGAUAUUGAUUUGAAAAAGGUUCAUCAGACAUUGCCACCCUGAAAAGUGGAAAAAUAAAACUGCAUUUUGAUAUGCUUGUGAAUACAUACAAUUAAAUCCCUACAUUUAUAGUCCUGUUAGUUUCACUAGAGUCUCUGGGUGAACCAGAAACUCUAAAGCUGCCGUACAGAAAGCGACACAGUGAAUGAUCUCAGCUAAACUAUGGACUCAUAAAGCAUUUUGUCCUCACACAUCAUCUUCACAUGUAAUUGAGUCGUGACUCUAAUGAGCUGACAGUAACGGCCUUGUCAAAACAAGCAGGGGAGCAAAGAGGCCGAGCCUGCAGCCCCGUUAAUAGCUCAAUCAGGCAUUGUCCUAUCUGAUUGGAUUUAUUGGCCCGGUGGCUCGGCGCUGUUUAAUGAACAUCUAUCUCAUUAGUGUUGCUCAAUGUCACCGCUCGACACACACACACAGACACAGACACACACGCGCUCACAGCAUCAGGUUCCCUCCACCCUCUUUAAUAAGGCCAUUCACCCUGCACUCAGUGUUACUCAAUGACAGUCAGUCCUCAUCAGGAUAAACAAAAGAGGAAACACGAGAGCAGGAGAGCCAUUCAGGUUUGUCAGGGCAGGUUUGCAGGGUGAGAAAUCCCCAGUGAAAGAGUCAAUCUGCUGCAGGUGGAGAUAAAGAAUGAGCUUAAUUAACGGCACUUUUCUGAUUACAGAUACCUUCACAGGUCAAAGCCAGUGUUUCAGUAAUAGAUAAGAAAAAAAGCAUCUCGAGCAGGCAGCAGUUAGUGUGAGCCUCAGCAGGCGGCUCUCAACAGUCACCAUCUAAUAUAUUAAUGCUGUCAGUACAGUCUCUGUGAAGCUAACACUUUUCAGAAACAAAGGCGCUCCGCACGCCAUACCCAAUUCUCUUGUUCCAGGAUCAAUAUGUUUUGAUAGAUUCUCGCUCCAGAGCCGGAUAUUGUUCGAACAACCAUUAUCCGAUGGUAGUUUACCCAACAUGAAUCCACCUUCCCUCUCUUUCCCACUCGCAGUUAGGAUGACAAAAGUCUGCUAUCUGGGUGAUUAUGGGCAAUUUCUCAGUGCCAAAGCUGCCAAGCAGACAGAAAGGCCUAUUCUCCCCUGAUGGGCAGAGAGGCUGGGUACCACAUCCAGUCCUGAGCGGGGCUGCUUCCCCAUCCAGAGUCAACACACACCCAGUCUGUGUGUCUGCGUGGCCCCUAGGAGACCGCUCCUCAACACGCAGCUGUCAGGCCUGCCAAGCACGAGGCAGCAGUUUUCCAACAGCACCUAUCGCGAGGAGGAGCGGCGAAAUCUGGCGAAAAGGCAGAAGCUGAACUGUUAAAUCAAGAUGAUUGAUGCCGAGGCUUCUCGCAGUUGAAGCGUGUUGUGUGGCUGCAGAGUUGAGCUAAUUAUGUUGACGCUAAAUGUAUUCUAAUCUCUUAUUUUGAUGUUUGCAGAUACAGAGUUCUCACCUCAGAUAAACAUCAUAAUCAGUCUUAAACUGGCACAACAAACAGCCGUAAGACUAAGAUCUCUUGGAUGUUCGGGGGAAAAAAAUCCCCACAGUUCUUCCUCUCUGCAGCUGCCUAUGUGCCUAACAGCUGCCUCUUUCUCCAAAGCUGCCUGUUAUGAUAAAUAAAUCAGGGCUACAUCUGAUAAUUGCAGAAUUGUCUUUUAAUGUUAUUCCCUUUCUAUGUGAGGCUGUCUGUGCUGUCAAGCCUGGCAAUCUCAUUUUGUUUGACUCCAAGAUGAAAUGUUCAAAGAGCGUCUUUGAUUAUGUGCUGCUUCGAUUCAAGAUUACAUUGAGUUUAAAAUGUGAGAUUAAACGUAUGUCACUUGCAGCUUACAAACGCGUUGCCUUUGUUAUUGUCCUUUGAGGCUCCUUUGAGCUCCCCAAUUAUUAAUUCAUUUUUUAAAGUUAAUGGCAAAUGUCAUUUCGAAUGCUCUUAGAAGCGUCAGAUAUUGUCGUUUGUUAUGCGCGGCUGUUGUGUAUCAAAGCGCAGAGGCGUCUUAAAGCCUGUUUGUGAUUACUCCUGCCAAACACAAUCACCCCUUUGUGUUUCUUUUUUAUUCUUUUAACAGCUUAGGAGCAUGAACAGGUAUUCAUUUGUCUCUCAGUGCAGAGAUUUCACCCUCAGAUCUUUUGUGCUUUGUGGCUCUAAACCCGCCUGACCUCGUCCCUCUUAAACUGUGAUCGCAUGUAUGUCGGAGCGGGUGCAGGCGUUGUGCACCAUGCAGUGUUAUCGCAGUGACACGGCUGUCACCCAGGAGCACCAGUGCUAGGGAGCACGGUGGGGUCUUCGCACCAGUCGGCCCGCUGUGCAUCCUGUGCAAGCUGCACACACACACACGCCAUGCAAAACAGAAGCAGAUAGCUGACAAUUGGAGUUAAAGGCUUGUGAACAUGAGUCACAGUGGAGGAGUCAACACAGUGCAGCCAGGCUCACCUAGCGAUGUCUAAAGGCUUCUUCACUGUGGACACAACACAAGCUGACAAUGUGCUCUGAUUAUUUUAUUCCAAACAAUUCAAUUCUACUGUUAAAGAGUAAUUUUCUUGGAUUUUGCAGCAUCUUCAGUGUCUGAGAGCUCCUGACUAAAUCCACUCUGGCGUGCUCGGACUCUGACAUAAUUUGAAAACAGUUUUAUCAGGAUGAAUGAAAUUUGAGAUGUCACUCCUUGUGUAUUUGCAGAGAUUCAGCCAUGGUACAAACCUCUCCCCACUUGUGGCUCAAAGCUCUCGAUGAAAAAUGUGUUGGUGUAUUUCCAAACCCUCUUCCCUCGGAAAAUACAUUUGAAGAGAUCUUCUGCUGUGCAAAAUAUCUCGGAGCGAUACUUCUGAUAACAUAUCUUUUCCUCUAUGGGUAUGACUUCACGGCUUCUACUUUAACUAAUGUGAAUGAAUGGAUACAUGAAGAGUCGAGAGUGAUGUGUUAUAUCCCUCAUCAAAAGGGUGAAGUGCUGCUACUUUCUCUUUUUUUAUUUUGAAAAGCACUGUGUGUUUCAGGCACAUUUCUGUGGUACCAGGGAUUUGUUCAAUGGGAUGAAACACAAAUCACUCUGCAUCUCUGGGAAAGAAAAAUCCUCAGCUCUCUGGCAAAGAUUGGAUUUGAUGUCUGUCAGUACCAACAGCAGUGUGUUUUUUGACUCUCUCUGUGUGUGUGUAUCGUUGCAGCACAGGAUUUAUCUGUAAAACAACUGCAUUCAUCAAAACACACUGAUUAAUGAUAGUCACUUUGGUGACAUCUGCUCUAUUGAUUUACCUGUCUCAAUUAAGCAUCCCAGAAUAUAACAUAGUGGAUAGACUAUAUCCAACUCAAUGUAUUACUGUUGCACUUAAUUUUACUUCUGCAGAACAAGUUUUCUCCAGCAAGUACAGAGAGUGAAUCUUUGUUUUAGAUUGCUGUUGAUGAUGCAAAAUUAGCUGUUAGAACUACCAGCUACAAGAAAGAGUUUGGUCUGUUCAUUGCUCUUGAUUUGAUUACUCAGUGUGAUAUCUGUAAAUUUUGUCAUUUAAACUUUGAACACUUAAAAAAAUAAAGAUGAGUGUAAUUCUCUACAAAAACCUAAAACAUACGUUUUCAGUGUUUCCCACACAAGGACAGUAACCUGUGCGGACUGCCUAAACAUUUUACUUCCCUCCUGCUGAUGCAUUGAUUGAGUUGGGACAUCUCAUUUAUUACUGUGCCCAACCAUAUUCAGGGGCACGGCUGUGGCUGUUAACACUCACCUCAAACACCUCGAAAGUAGCAAGGUCAGAGUUUAAAGAAAACUUUUCCUCUUGUUGCUGAAGUUGGUAAUAAUGCAAACAAGGAUUGUAUAUAAGAAUAUACGCCUGCGCAGUUCUCCAGCAUCCUCUUGAGUGAAUCGCGUGGGCUCGCACAUGAAUCUCAUUUGUCUUCGCAACAUUUGGCAGGAUAAUUCUUCUUACACCUUACCUUUCCGAUAAGCCUAGAUCACUUGUUGUAAUAACAGGAUAUUAAGUGAAACGUGUCGGAAGGUGAGAUGCGUCAUUAUGGUGACUGUAGAAAAGGUGCUGGGUAUUGUCAGAAGAUGGUCAUGAUAUAAGGUGAUGUGGGACAUGAUGCUGUUUGUGUGCGUGUGCUUGAAUAAUAUAAGUGGGUACAAGUAAGAUGAGCAAAUGAAGGUUGUUCGUGAAAAAAAAUGUAAAGUACAAAACUUGAUACAAGUAAGGUAUGUUAUAUUUCAAUAUAGGGCUGGGUGAUAUGGCCCCAAAUCAGUAUCAUGAUAUAUUGAGUAGUUCACCUCAAUAACGAUAAAUGGACGAUAACUACUCUAUAAGCUGCUCACCCCCUCCCACAUUAACUUCUUAAACGUCUUAAAGGGACAUGAAACCAUAGCCUACCUACACACAUCCAAAACCAACUUUUAUUUAUUUAUUUUUUGACAACAAAUAUUUUGAUAUGGGCAAAAUGACGUUGGUUAUUGUCAUGAAUUUUGGUAUUGGUAAAUUUUCAGUUCAUCGCCCAGCUCUAUUUCAAUACUAGUCUCCACCUUUACCGUCACAGCUAGUAAGAGUUGGUAUGUGGGAAAUACUGAUAUUGCAACUUCCGGGCUGGUACAUGCCAUUGAGUGAAUAAAGGGAGGAAAGCUGUCUGUGUAGCAUGUGUGUUAGUGAUCACAAAACUGGAAAAAAUAAAAAAAGUUGGACAAUUUAAAGUCGUUUAUAAACAGGCUUAUAUAAGUUUGAGAGAAAAAAACACAGUUGAUGUGAAGUACAUAAACCCCAUAAUAGAUGCAGGUACAGUGUCAUCCUGUAGGAAACCCUGUUUUCUACUGAUAAUUUUUGAGAGUCAUUUUGAGAGAAAAAUGACCCAUUUAUAAUUUUAUCAGUUUUAACAUGUGGGUUUGUUUGUGUGCCGCAGUCUCUCCUGGUUGCCCAGCAGCUGGCCAACGCAGUAGGCGGCGUGAUGUCCGGGGCAGCGCCAGGCAUGAACCAGCCCAUCCUCAUCCCCUUCAAUGCAGGAGGACACCUUGGAGGGCAGCAGGGCCUCGUCCUCUCCCUGCCAACAGCCAACAUCCAGAGUCUGGUGGCUGCUGCUGCCGCAGGGGGCAUCAUGACGCUCCCUCUCCAGAACCUGCAAGGUAAGAAAGAGAAAAGCAGCUGAAAGAGCUUGUUCCUACGACAGAUCUGUUUCAGGGCGGUAUUUUAGGAAAAGGGCAGAAUAUGUUUCAGGGAAAUGGGUUCACAUUCUGAAAAAAUCUUCAGCUGGCUUGUGUUAAAGAUAUCGAAGGUUUUUCUGUUUUACAUAUUAUACAUGAUUCUUAAAACAUGAGACACCCGUAUGUAAACAUCCCUUUCAUGACACGGAACACUUUGUUUUUCUCUGAUGAAAAUGCUUUACCAAGCUUCUGACCAGGUAAGAAUCCUUCAGGGGUUUGUAUCCCAAAAAGCCCCCAUCCUCAACUUGCCCAGAGGAACCGCCGUAUUAAUUACAGGUCAACGUUUUGCAGUGCAGCGCAAAAGCACUUUAUGCCUCUUUCCUGUGUAUAAGAGUGCACUGUACUUCACUUUUUUAUCUCUUUCCACCUCAUCUGUCCAUCCACAUGGCUGUACUUAUCCUUGCCUUUUAAACUUUAAUGCCCAAGUGUUCUCUUUUGAUCAUAGUUGUAAAUGGUUUUCAUUUUAAUGUUUAAAACAUUGUCUCUUUUAUACCAUUAGAUUGAAGGAUGGAUGGGGAAACCGUCAGUCAUAAAUCUUGGAUGAGAGAGCAGCACUAAUGUAAAAAGAUGCCAGGCUACAUGUAAAGCAGUGUGUUUUUAGGAUGGAGAUUACAAUAAUGCCCGUGCAGCACAAAGUGCAGGGAAGGCUCCGUUCGUGUGGGAAAAUGGAUGGACAGAUGCCCUGAGUGAGGAAAUGUGGAGGUAGAAGCCUAAUGGACACAAACAUGCAUAAAUAACAGCAGCCAUCGCUGUGGGCAGAGCUUUUAAUAAACCCGCAUCUAUCCAGUCAGCUCUUCAAUGUAUCCAUCAGUAGUGGACGAUAAUGGGCCCAGCAGGCCCGAGUGACUCACACUUCAACAGACCUUCCUCCUAGUACAGAAGGAUGGACCCAGAGGCCUCAGUGUUUCGAUGAACUGAUCAACAAACUUAUUGUCAGGAUGUCAGAACGCCAACACAAACACCUUUCAGUCGGCCUCAUUUUUCCCUGCCGAACAAACCGACAGACAUUCUUGAAUUCAACUUCCUGAUAAAAUCCUCCAUCCAGAGGAGAUAGCAGAGAAAAACUGUAGUGUAGAAAUGCCUCUGUGGCAGAUCUUUUUUUAAGUGUGUGGACUGACAGACUGCCUGUUCGCACGUCCUCUUAUCUGAAGGGGAUGCAUUGAAGGGACCUCCGUGGAGAGAAAGUGACACAAGUCACGAGUGAAGCUAAAUGUCUUGACUGUGUCCAGGGCCCUCUGGCCACGCGACGCUCCUCCACUCUCCCCUGUCUGAGUUCAUCACAGCUCUACUGAAUGAGGCCUGCUGGCACAGCACCUCUGUCAGACAACUGCAGCUCUAGCCUCUGCCCCCACGUCCCCCUCGCGUCCCCUCCCAGCCCCUGCGGGUUCCCAGGCCUGAUUAAUCACAGAUAUAAUACAGCGCCGCGCUGUCGCCGGGGAGCAGUCAGCUCAUUUCACGACCUCAGGAGCGAGUGUGUUUUACAGCACUCACGCUGCUAGCUAAUUAGCGUCAGAUCAGACACAAGACAACUGUGAGGCACAGUAAUGAGACUCCAGGAGGAGCCUAGCCAAUAGCUGUAUUUAAACGUAAUGAGGCGGCUAAUGACCAUCUAAUAAGGCUGUUUGUCUUGGGGACUGGGGGGCUGAGGGUGGAGGAAUUGUAUUCUUCACAUGAGAAACGGCCAACAUGUAGUCUUACAGUCAUGGUGGUGUAAAACUGCAAUGUUUAACAAGACAUUUGAUCAAGUUUGGGCUUUUUUACUCCAUGUUGCCCUUGCGUUUUAAUGAGGGAAAUUAAAUGAAGAGGCAAAAAUGAGAACAAACAGAAACAACAGUAUCUUUGAUCCCGUGUUUUGAUCAUGCUAAUCAAAGCUCGCUCUAUGAGAACGAAUGCUGCUGCUGAGCUGUGGAGGGUAGCUCUCUCAGACUGUGAUGAAUAACUAUCACUGUAAUGGGGUUGUGCUAUAAAGUUGGAGCGGUUGCUUAAAUAAAACUGAGCAGCAUCUUGUGGCAGACUCAGUAAACACAAGCAGCAGUGUAACUGGUUAUUUGUCAGAAUGAUUUAUGCCCGCGAACAUGCAGUAAAAACAAAUUCCCAAUGAAACUAAACAAGGGAGAAAGUUAUCUUUUGUGACAGAGUGCACACAAUUCUAGCUGACUUCACAGAGGCAAAAAAGUAGGUUGGGUCAUGCUAGAGGUCUGUAAAUAUGACGGUUCAUAGGAAUAAAAAAACAUCAUAUGUGAAUUUCUCAGUGUUAAAUGUAAGACCGUAGAAAGCCUCUGCAGUUUUCUGUUGUCAGAAUUGAUGCUAACUUUCUGCUGCAUUUUUAAUAGGUUUAGAUUUCUCAUGAUUUUAUAACAAGCAAAGCAUGAUUACCAUACUUGUAAAACUAGUUGUAUCAAAGCACUGUACAUGUAAUGCCCAAUGGGAGGAAGUAGAACAAAGUCUCGUCUGUCUACUCCUCUUCUCUAUGACUCACUCAAAGGUAAUGCAAGAAGCUAGUUUACUGGAGCUCUUUCAUAUUAAUAAGCACAUCCCAUCUUAUUUGCUCUCAGCAGAAAGGCAGGCAGCGCAUCACAUCAGAGGAGCGAGUUCUAAUGGCGAGGUGCGAGCAUUGUUCCUCUGUACUCGUCCGCAGGAAACACAAAACAGCACUCAAGCUCCCUGAUAAAGGUCGACAUCCCACUCACCUGCGGUAAUGAGACCCGGUGUCAACGCCAAUCAAAGGCGCGUCUGCCGUUUUGAUGAAAACGCUCUGCGGUGUCGUUCGCAGGUUGCCGUUGCUGGCGCGAUACAAAUUAGGGAAAUCACUCUGCUCAUUACAGCACCAAAGGGUGGGCUCCUGGGGGAAGAGCCAAAUGUUUCCACACUAGUUAGACAUGUCAGACUGCAUCUCUUCUGCCUCAGCUGACUGCUGCUCCUUUAAGAGGUUAGAUCACCGGGCCGGGCCACUGACUUAACCUCUGUCUGCUGUGGGAAUGCCUCUGUGUCCCUUUACCCCGUUAUAUUAGCAGAGCUGGAGAAUUUCAAACACCCUUUAUGGACUUGUUAGAACCACACUGGUUGCUCAUUGUGGGUUUUUUUCCUCUCGGGUGUAUAUUUGGGGAAUCAUUCAGGGAUAAGAAAAGAAAUGAGCCGCCGUUGUUGUAGCAGAGGAGUACAUUAAAAAGGGACCUGGUGCGAGCAGACCACAUUUCCUCACAUCAACAUCUGCCAUCUUAACACAAUAGAGGCCAGGCCCAUCCCUUCUCCCUCAUCGCUGUUUAAUUUGAGGUGUUCUCAAGCAGUAUGUAUUCCACGUCGUCCUUUAAUGAUUUAACUUUGCUGUGGUUGUAGGAUGACUCGCAGGGGAGAGAGCUGCAUUAAAUAAAUAACAGUGAUAAAAUGUAGACCUCAUACAUUUCAAAGCUAAUGCAACUAGCGGUGCAAUAGGAGCAGCUGCACACAGUCCUGGAGCGGUAAUUUGAUUGAUUUGUUGUGACAGCAGCCAAAUAAUUGAGAGUGAGAGGUGCUGGCGGAGAUGAAGCGCAGGCAGAGGCAGGUUUUCGCCAGGCAGUCCCAGCAGAUAUGGCACCCGGGUUCUCAUCUCUGCCAUUGAUAUCUGCCAGUGGUUUAUUGUUUGUCUUCAAUAAGCAGCUUGGAAAUGCGCAGGGUUACCGCCUUUGUGACAGUUUUGGCGGCAGAAGAGAAGGGGGAAAAAAUCACCAAUCAGAAUGUACAGAGGAGUGAUGGGAGGGUGGGAAUCAAACAUAUGAAUUUACACUCAGGAUGAUGCGCUGGUUGACUGUACAUCCACAAAUGAACACACAAGCCUCUCCCGAGAGACUCAUGAUUUAUACUCUGAUGUCUUUUUUGAAGCAGGGAUGUAAGUAAAUUUGCCCCCCUGGCAUUUCACUUGUUGCAGAUUUGCUCUGAAUUCAAGAGACACGUUUUCAUAAUUGUGCCAAAGUGAAAACAAUGAUGCACAGUGCAUUUGAAUAUGAAGUAUGAUAUUUUAUUGUCUGUAUCCCAGGAUAUUCUUAAACCUCCUCUCUGUGAGAUACAGUAGAGCUGUUUGUUUUAACCUCCUGGCUCUUGACUUGUGUUUAGUUUCUAUAGAUGGUGGCAGUGUCACUCCGGCUCAGCCAUGCCACAGGACAGGACGCUGCCAGAGCCUGAAAUAGAACGAAAGAAAAGAAAAAGACAGGGGGGAGGGGGGUCAUCUCGUCUUUAUGGUGGUGUGGAGGCGGACAAUAAUAUUGUUAAUCAGAUGUGGCUGCGUCUGCUCCUCCACAGCAAACCCUGACAUCUGCCCUCUCUGGUAAACACCGAGGGAGGCUUUUUGCAAACCUUCUCCCUUUAACACAAGUCAGUCUCUCUACAUUACACUCUGACUGCACUAUGUAUUCAGAGACUGUGAUCCUCUCAUUAAAAUGCAUUCUGUUGUGGAGAUGUAGACGAGGAAGAUUUCUCAGUCAAGUAUCCAAAACUUAACACGACAAAUUUUCAAAUCAGCUUCCACUUACAUGAAAGAUUAAAACAUACAGACAUGUUGCAACUGAAUGCAACUGUCUUCUGUACUAGCGUCAGAGUCUUUAAAGGUACAAACCGUAAAAUUUAUCAGAACAGACUCAGUCGAAAUGAAAGAUAAUAUUUACAUGAAUGUUCAAGUUAGUGUAUAAUCACCUGAACAUGAAUAUGGUUUUGUUUCUAUCAACUAAGAAGCCAUUGAUGUCGACAUAGGAGUGAGUCCCGCCAUCAUGCACCAUCAUGUUUCUACAGUGGCACAGAAGAGACAAACUAGUUACAUGCAUGUUUUUGUGUUUAGUGAGUCCCUGAUAGAUGUUUUCGAUGGUAAAAACUUGAAAAAUAUAGGAUCAUAAUUAUCAUUUAUCACAAAAGCUUCGUGUCCUCAAAGGCCACUGUAGCUUCAUUGAUGGGAAGGAUGAGCAAGGUCUCCAUUGGACCACUAGACAUUAUAUUCCUAUUCCUGUGCUUUUUGGAGGUUAUCCUAAAAAUAUGCUCACAUCAAAGUCCAUUGUACUCUUAUUUUUCCCUACAUCUUUAUGGAUUUUUUUCCCUCUUUAGUUAAAGUCACAAGAAAGUAAUGAAAACAUGACAGUUUGAGAUCAAGAACAUACACUCGGUCAAUCCAAUCAACCAGAUUAAGUCUUUCAUAGAAAAAAAUACAAUAGAAAAAAAUACACAAGUAUUGUCAGUAAGGUCAUAUCUGUCCCAACCUUCCACAAAAUUUUAUUGCAUGUUUUUUUUUUUUUUUCUCGGAGGGACCCUGCAUGUAAUUACACAUACACUUUGAUGGAGUGGCACGAGUGUCUUCUGUAUGUUAUUUGUUCAAAAAAAAACACAAGACAUGUACAUUUUGGGGAUUUUUAAGAAAUACAUUCACCCUCAGGCUGCUUCUAUUCCCUGGUUAGUGAUAUCAAAGUUAUGUAGUCACAUGGUUUCUUUUCCUAUGAACUGCUGUCCUUGAAGCCUUUUAAGUUCUAGUUUUAGUAAAGAGCCCACUGAGCAUUUUUUGGUCCAAAAGAGGUCCAGUAGACGUCUAAAUGUAGCCUAGACGACUGGUCUAAAAUCAGGCUACUACAGGUCUAAAAAUGAAAGUUUUUUACACAUCUAAAUUUAGACCAAGUCUAAAUCUUGGCUAUACUACACUGUAUACUGCUCUCCAGCUAUCAUAACUAUUUUGGUUAAGUACUUGGAGAUCCGUUAUGCAACUCAGAGUUGCUUUUUUAAAUAAAUAGUUAUCGAACAAUGGGUUAAAGUGCAACGUCUAAAUUCUGUCUAAAAAUAUACAGGAUCUGGCCGUUUGAAAUUAGGGCUAAAAAAAAAAAACUAGAUGUCUAAUAGCCAUAUAUUGCUCAGUGGGAGGACAAUAAGGACAAUAUACUGUGAAUGUUAAACAAGAUGGACACAAACAGAAAGACAAUGGCGACCUACAUGUAUGUUAUUUUAAAUUCCCUCAAAAUGUCUUUGGACUACAUUCAUAUUAAAGAGACAAAUGCUAAUUGAAUAUGGCAAGCAUGUCUUAAUAUGCUCGGUCCUCUUUAAUAAUGUCUAAUUUUGUUGCACACAUUGAUUGAAUAACCUCAGCAAUUAUGCACAGUCGAUCAAGUUCAUAUUUCAUACUCAGAUAAUCAGCCUCUUGUUCCUGUUGAGUAGAUCAGUCGAUCACAACUCCGAGAGACUUCUGGGCUGAUAUAAAUCACAAUACAUAAUAGCCUGUUGUUUUCAUGAUAUUCCCACACUUGUAAAAUGCUCGCAGUAAAAGCCUUGACCACUUGGCCCUGGAGUUGUUUUGUGGAAAUUACAUCUCACUUUUUUCCUCCACACUGUUUCCGAAAGACUUGCUAAAGGUCUGCCAUAAUGCUGAGGCGCCAUCCAGAAGCUUUCAGCAACAAUCUGUAGUCAAGCAUUUUAAAUGAAAAUUGAUUUGUGAUUUACAUGGUCAGUGAGGGGAAAAUGAACUUAUGAAAUGUUGUAAAUGAAAUAUUAGACAAGGUGCAGUGGGAGAGAGCACACAGAAGAUGGUAAUCUUGUGGAACUGGAAUUCCCGCCUGGUAGAACUGGGUGACAUUUUACAUUUAUCUGUGUUCUGCAUGAGCUGUAAUGUUAAUGGUAAUUUUAUGGGACUGAACCGGAAUGAAAAUGGUGUUAUCACCGAUUGCUUCAAAUGUGGAAUUGUGUAUAGUAGCACAGCUGCAUCCUUUAUUUCCCAUUCCUGGGUAAUGUGAAUUAUUGCGCGGUGUGUUCUCUGAGGUUGAAUGUGUGUAUUCAGCCUGUUUUUAUCUGUCUGUUUAACUCAGAGCACCAUAUAUUGCACACCUUUGCCACAGGAUGAAAUACACAAACUGGUUUAUUCUCAUAUAACUACGAAUGUCACAUUUUGAUAUGAACAUUUCUCACAUGUUUACAGUCACUCUGCUUUUGUUUAUUCUUGGUACGUAAAAGAGGGAUUCAAAUCAGCCAGCAUGAUUUGUUACGGCUCAUUUUUAUGUUCAGAGAGAUAUAAAGAGUAGAGAGUAUAAGGCUUGGUUUUGAUGCAUGCUCGCUUUUAAUAUAACUGUACAGAACAUUAUAAUUUAAACCAACAUAUUCUCAAUAUAGAUCUCUUAUGGACUUAAUAAUACAAGCAAAUCAAUGUAGCAUUACACCCUGAUCAAUACUUCUUACACUCGGACCAGAUGUUCUAAUUUUGAUCGAUACAUUGUGCACUGAAUGUUUCCUGUUCCCUCUCCGGCCCAUGCGCUGCACGUAUGGAUUUUCAUACAACUCGCUCGUCCAUGUUUGAAAGAGAAAAGAAACCAAAAGAAAGAACAAAACAGAGUGAUCCAGCAGCAGCAGCAGCUAGAGGAGGAAGAGGAGAAGCUGUGGGAGUCUGGGAGCCAGCCUGGAUCACACAGAGGUCAUUUUUAAACACGCCUUCUCCAGUUCCCUGAGUGUGAAACCAAAGAGUCCGCGGUCACAUUUGUCAGCAGAUGGUGUGGAACCAAACCCCACAGCAGCGGGGACGUCUUAGCCGCUGCUAAAAGCUAUCUGUGGUUACUAAUUGCUGACCAGGGCCUAAUUACCUUAAUUAAUGGCAAAGGUAUCUGGGGGCCAGAUUUGUGGGGGCUUUUAUCAGUAUCAGUGCAGCUUAAAAGGUCCCAUAGGAGGCCAGAGGAGUGUGUAGGUCCCGUGGGUGCUAUUCCUGGACUAACUGCAGACACAUCACAGAUGGAUCCUGUGGCAUCAGAACAGGGCUGCUUGUUUAGAGAGAGAGAGAGAGAGAGAUAUCUGUUACUUACAUAUCACAAGUUAACCUCACAAACUACAUCCCAUCCUAGAGAGGGAAAUUGUGCUCUUCUUUCCUUUCCUUUCUGGAUGUAUUUUCUACUUUUCUCCCUCAUACACAGGAGCCCAUUUCCUGAAUUACACCGCCGUAAUUCACGAUGACAAAGUAGACUUAGCACCUUUUUCCACAGACCGUGGGGGGUUUUGUUCAGUGAGCUCUCACUGUGAAAUUAGCCCUGGUACUUCUCAUUUUCCAGCUGCAGUGAAAUGGUUAAAAGACACAGAUCAGCCAGUAUGAAAAUAGAACUGAUUCAACAAAAUCUGCUGCUUCCCCCUUUUGCUCGCUCCUCACCCAUCUGGCAAGGAAAAAAAAAAAAACCUCCCCCACUAUUCUUCCACUUUUUUUUUUCCUCCACACCAGCCCAUCCUCACCCCCUCCCCCCAGCCCCGUCAGGCACCUUGUCCGCAUGUGGGGAAGGCUUGUAAGUUUCGGGUGCAUACAUUUCUUUUGAUGAUAUAUUGUCCCGGUGCGGAAUUUCAUUUACUGCUGCUGCCCUUUGCUGAACCUGUUGCUAGUCAGUGAGCACGAUAAGCGUAUAAGUAGCAUGCUACUUCAUUCAUCAUACAUCGUUCUGGGCUCUCAAAUAUCUCAUAUGCGAUUCAGGAAGAAACUACUAAACCGGCACAAAGGAUCCCACCAGGAUCAGCUGAGGUUCCAUUUAACAGUGUGUACAAAACAGAGCACACUGUGUUAUUAUCAAACACACAUUUUCUGGUGUUGCAUCUACAAAACAUUAGCCUGCAUCUCAUGCUGUACAUGUUGUUUAUGUAGCAGAGGGGGGAAAUGUAUCUCAAGUGCAGAGCUGGUGUUGUACAUAAUUCCAUUCACAUUGCACAUUUUUGAAUGCAUGCAUUUUGAAAUCUGUUUUUUCCCUCAAUCAUAGUGGCUGCUCUGUGUUGUAUUAAACAGCAUUAAUAAUCACAAGAGGCUCAGUGUCACUCAGAAGUCUCCACAUCACUAAGGCAGACAGUGUUGUGCUGCUGGGCAUGUUGUGCUGUGUGAAAGUGCUUACACGCUCCCUCAGACAACCAAAGGGAAUAAUUAAAGACAGAAGAUGGAGGCAGAAGAAUGGAAAGCAAAUCCCAUUGUUUGGGCUUAUUUCAUCCCACUGAAUUUCUUUCUCUCACUUUCUUUCGCUCUCUUCUCGCAUUCCUCUCCAAAUGCACUGUGGGUAUGUGGCGCACUAUCAAAAGCAUAUGUUAGCGAAGCAGCGCAGAACAAAAGCCCUAUGAUGUCCUCCUCAUACCCACAUUGUCUUUUGAUUAUUCUACAAUCACUUUAUAUCUGCGUAAGUUGGAAAAGGAAGGGAAGGCUUAAUAAUCCCAUAAUAUUCGAUACUUUAGCUGCUCAGAAACCACAAUGCAAUGCUUAUUCUUGAUUUGUUCUCCUUUUCUCCGAUGAUUUCUUCAAGCCUUCAAUAUCCAAGUUGUUACCAAAAUAAUCCACAAUUAAAUUCAAAUCUAAGGUGAACUAGACUAUUAGAGCAACUCUACUCCACUCCAUUUCUAGAGCAGUAAAUGCAGCCCCUCAAUCUCUCUCUGCUUUUACUGUCAGUCAGAGAGCACUCAGUCAUCUCCGUGCAUCAGGCCCGCAAUAUUGAUUUUUCCACCCACUGAAACAGCCGCAUGAACAUAAAUUUUGCAUGAGGCUUUUACUCGCGGCCUCCGCUUUGGUCUGACGACACAUGAUGGGACCAUGAACACGCUGUAAUAACCCAGUCUGUCCUGCCAGGCAGACAGCCUCUGUGUUUUUUUUUUUUUUUUUCAUACAAGGGCGCGGGGGGUCCAGCACCUUGUGGACUCUGAAGGACAAAAGCAAGAGACCCCUUAUUGAGACCCACAUAAGUACAUCCUUCAUUCCCCCAAAUUUCUAAGCAUUUUAACUUCUGACCAUAAAAAUAAUUUCCAAUAAUGUGUGGAGUUUGAUAGUGAAGGACUUUUUCUCCUGUAAACGUAAAUGUUUCAUUAAAUUGUAACAAAGUGCCAUUUAAUUGAGUUUUGUCCUGAUAAACUAAGUUAAAGGACAUUUAUUGUUUGAGAACUUAACAGAAAACAGAGAAAACAGCAGACCUUUGCCUUAAAGGGCCAUCAUUUGGAUGUUUUUUCUUUAAAUCUGACACUAAACGGCUGAUUUAACCGAUAAAUCUGCAUGAAAAAACACAGGGUAAAAAUAACAUGAGAAAUGAAUUUAUCUAGUCUGUAAACUCUUUGUAUUAAAAAAAUCAUUUAUAUAUUUUCACUCAGGGAGGAGAUUCAGGAAACUAAACUGGGUCUUACUUUCCUUCCGACCCCCUGGAACUCUCCUUAGGCCCCCAAGAAGUCCCUAGACCACACUUUGGAAAUCAAUAAACUAGCGUUAGCAUCACACAAAAGGGCAGCAUUAUCGAGCACACAGGGAUUUUCUUGUAUGUGUAACAUCUCCAUGGAGAGGAUUUGAUUCUUUGAAAUGCUUCCCCCAGAGUGAGAAUUCUACAACACAGCUUGAUAUUGCCUUGCAUCACAAAGUGAAAGCAUUAUCUCUGGAUCCCUACAAGCGAUGUGGUUUACUCUAAAAUCCUGUGGCUCCGCGACUCCGCUCAAAUCUUAACUGCCUAUAUUUAUUUUAUUAUUUUUUUUCUUUCUGGAGUGGCUGAGUUUCUCCUACUGCAGGACUGAGACAGUGAUAUUGCCUGCUGCGGCUCUGAGUAAUGUUUUUAUUCAGUAGCUCACUUGUUCCUUUAACACUUGGUUUUUCUCCAUGUUUAUUCCAGACAUUACAAAGGCAGGGGUCUGUUUUCCAUUCCUUCAACGUGAUUACUGACAGUGGAGCCGCUGGUAAAAGGAAUGUGACACUUAUUGUGUUUGGUUUGUGUUAAGAGAAAAAUGUUUGUUUUUUUCUGCUUUGUCUGUAGACAAUGAAAUCUUGACUUUGUUUUCUUACUAACAUACAGACAGUUGCUGCGCGUGGUUAUAGCUCAUACCAGAGCGGUAUGCAGCCGUGGAAUAUGAUUGAGUACAUUUACACAAAGAGUGCACCAAUCUAUCCAUACUGUGACUUAUUUCCAGCUAUAGAAGACUUCUUUACAUCUCAGAGGGGGAUGGUUCCUUUUCCAGUCCACUGCAUUUCUUUUAAAACUAAUUGUUUUUUUACGUUACAAUUUACACAACUAACACAUUGACUCUGUUGUUGGUUGAACUUCCCAGCAGUAAAUAAAAGAGUGUGACUUGACUGCACCUGGGCCCACACCUGGGCCCACAGUUGUCUGGUCAGUUUCCAUCUCUUUAGUAACUGUCACUUCAAUCACUUAGUGUCAUCCAAAACAAUGCUCUGCUGGCCUUAGUGAUGCCGUUUCUCACUGACAUUAGUCUGAUUUGCUGCACCUCUGUGUUUUGCUUGUGGAUGAUAGUUCAAACUUGAAGUACUAUGGUGAUUUUUAUUUUUGUAUAUAUUUCGAAAACAUAGAUUUGUUCAUCAUUAAAGCUGAGGUUUAGAAAACUGCUUUCAAAGUAAAGGUUUUGGGACACAAAUCGCCGUAACUUAUGCUUGCCAGUUGUUUAUUUAUUUAUUUUUUGUAAUUCACUUUUUAUUGGCUUUCAACAGGAAAAAAAUGAUACAUAUACACCACAACACAAGUCAAACAAAGGCCAAACAGAGCCUUGAUAAAAACAAAAAAAAAAGACAAACAAACGCACAGAGGGAGUCCAACAGAGACAGUAUUACACCAAUAUAAACAUAUGCAUACAAGUGCAGACUGGCGACAGAAGUUAGCCUAAAGGUGCAACCCACCAUUGUAUCAAGAUGCUGUGGUAGAAGAGCCCCAUAUUUUCAUAUGUAAGUCUUCCUUGUCUUGCAACCUAUAACUAAGUCGUUCGUAGGAAGCAAUCUUGGCCAUCUCAUUGAACCAUUCCUUCACCUGUGCAUGGCAGUCGUUUAUGAAUUGUGCAUGCACCAAGAAGGCUGGCCAUCAGUUUGUUCAUAUCUGCUCAGUACCUUUGGGUUUAAUUGCAUAUUUACAGGAAAACCCAGCUUGACUUCAUCAUUUUACUGUACCAAAUGCUCAGUAGAAUCUAACAACCCCAUCAUAUGUAUACUGUAGAUGGAUAAACUGUACCAUAAAGCGAUAUUUUCAACACUUCACAUGUUAAUGGAGCAAAUUUAAUUAACCAAACAUGAACUUUGGAAGCAAAUACCUGAAUUUUAACACAUUUUUUCCUUUCUUUGUGUUUAUUAUUGAAGAUCCCUUUAAGGUUUGGCGGCUUGAUCAUUAAGAGUUACUGCAUGAACACAACAUAACUGACAGUUUUAUCCUUAUUGAAAUUAAUCAAUGGUUGGUUGCCUUGACAAGUGUUUUCAAUGUGACCAAAGGUGAUAAAAGUUAACUGUGAAGUGCAGAAACAGUGAUUUUAUCCACUUCAUUCAAGUACAAGUGCUCCAAUCUAAUCCACAGAGUAAAAAUGACCUUCCUUUGACCACCUUUGUAAUUACAACAUCUCAUAGAGUCUAAAUCUCCUUACCUCCAGUGGAGUAAUUAUCAGUGUGACUCACUGAAAAGGCAAUUGAGACAGUGGUUUAUGGACUCUAUAGUGGAACGUGAGGCAGAGCAGUAAUGGGGAGCUUGUUUGUCCGCGCUCUCUCUCUCUCUCUCUCCUCUUGUUAGAAAACGACAGUUGUGUUUAGAUGAGAGCAGUCCCUAAAAGUCCAAGGUAUGUCACAUUGGAUGAUUUCAUUAACUCCGGACAGGAUCCUCUAAAAGGUCUGAUUAGCUCUUGAUGUACUGCUUUUCUAAAUGAUAUUUAAAGCAUAUAAACCACAGCUCUGUAGAUGACUAAAGAGGGCAUUUCUGCUCUUUAAUUAAACCAUUUAUCUGCACCGAGUCCUCGAGGUGAUUCACUUAUUCCAACUAAGAAAACUACCUCAAUGGCAGGAAACACAGUGUGCACAUCCCCAUAAUCCAACGAUUUACACAAAGCUUGUUUAGAUUUCAUACAGUCUUCUGAAACUCGACACAUUCCUCUCAAGAAAUCUGAUUUUUACUUUUCUUAUUGCCCAGAAAACUUGAAUUGCUUCAGAUUAGAUGAGAUAUCGCCCUUCAUCUGACCGUUUUAAUGCAGUGUGAAAAACACAGUUUGAUACAGUGAAAGACAGUCAAAGUCCUUUUGUGCAGAUGUGAUUAAAGUUACUCUGCUGUCAUUCUUCAUAUUGGUCUUGGCUGGGCCUUUUUCUAAGGGCUGUAAUAUGAUGAACACUGAGUCACAUAAUGCUUUCUUGAUAGCCUGAAUAAAUCAAUAAAGGUUUUGUGAUUGUUAAAUACAUUAGAUUUACAGUUGCAGUUAGUUUGUAGAGAAUCGGUGAGUUAGUGUAGUGUGUGUUUUCGGUUUCAAUGCAAUAAAAGUAAGUGGGAAGAAUAGAUUCAGAAUAGUUUCAAACACCAGUUAGGAAGUAGCUAUACGAUCUAUUUCACUGUAAUGAUUGCAGGCUUUAUAAGGUUUUAGACUCUUAUUGCUUUGCAAAACGCUCAGACAGCUAUUUCCUCUAUUCAAGAAAAUAUGUUAUAAAACUUUCAGCCAAUUCCUAUGCUUAUAACUGUCUGCUGAGCUGUGAUUAUGUACUUCAAGUUCUGCAAACAGUGCUGGGACAAUGGUGACUUUAAUCAUGCCAAGCAAGUUUUUCUUCAUCAAGUGUCCUGUUGUAGAAAGUUCGAUGUUGAAACACGAGGAACUAAUAUGGGGACUGAUAUUUUGAAAUUUUGGGUAGAAAUGAAAAUAGAUGUUUCCCUCGUGGAUUGUGUCGUAUUAUCUUCAUUAAAUGGCUGUUCUCUAAGGUAAUUAAUGAGUCAGUCUAUGUCAGAUAAUUUUGUGUUAUCAAAUAAGACUGUCAGGGAAUCAAAGUUUCACUCCCUAAUAUACAUAAAAAUUCAGUAACACUUUACUUGUUGUCUCUCUCUAUAACGCAUUAUAAAUAUAUGUAUAAUGUGUUAUAAUCACAUUAUAGCACUGUAUAACUAUAGUUAUAAACACAUAAAUGAUAAUAAUGCUUUAUAGCAAUAAUCAUAACACAUUAUAAAGUAUUUUAUCAUGAUUUACAAGGUCAGGUGUUAUAAUGUGUUAUUCUUAUUGUUAUAAAGCCUUCUGAUAAUGAGUGUUUAUAAUGAUAGUUAUACAAGUUUAUAAGCAAAUUAUAACACAUCAUAGAUAUAUGUAUAAUGCAUUAUCUAUAUGGGCAUUGUCGGUGAGUUGUUAACAGUUAUAACACAUUAUAAUACCUGACCUUGUAAGUCAUGAUAAAAUGCUUUAUAAUGUGUUAUUAUUAUCGCUAUAAAGCAUUAUGAUCAUUUAUGAGUGUUUAUAACUAUAGUUAUACAGUGCUAUAACAUGAUUAUAACACGUUAAUAAAUUUAUAAUGCAUUAUAGAGAUGGGCGUCAUAUAAAGUGUUACUAAAAGUUCCAUGGUGAAACAUGAGGAACCCUAAUGGUGACCAAUGUUUUGAAUUUUUGAGAAGAAAUGAAAAUAGAUGUUUCCCUUGUGGAUUGUGUAGUAUUAUCUUCAUUUAAAGGUAAUUAGAGAAAUAAUCUAUGUCAGAUAAUUUUGCAUUAUCAAAUAAGACUGUCAGGGAAUCAAAGUUUUAAUCACUCUUAUACAUAAAAAUUCAUUUAGCCUGGUGAUAUCAGUCAACUAAUUUAUCUGUUGAGUUAAAGAAAAAAACUGUAAACACACUAAAAUGACUGCAUUUUCCUUAAAUGCAGCUUUAGUUGCAACGUUAAAAGAACCUGGAAGUAAAAGUAAGAAUUUGGCUUCAGCCCUGACUUCACUUGUGCACAAACACACAAAAACACACACACACACAAAUGAUACAUAAGAUAACACAUAGGGAACAGUUGUAAACCUAGCUGUUGUGCAUCAAGAGGAAAACAAGGAGUCAAGCUCAAAUCAGCCUCAGAGAGAAAAGUACCGUAAUAGGAGGGUUGGCAGUGACUACUGAGAUAGCGCUGGUAAUGAGAGAGCUGGCUGCUUCUCCUCUCCCCCCCCGCUUCACUCCUGAACUGCACAGGAAACAAAAAUAGCAUUUUGUCUGACGAAUGAGUCGGCUUUGACCUAGCCUUUCGACCUCUGACAAUCAGUCUCGCUCCGUCCUCCAGUACUUCAGAAGCCAGGGCUGGGACAGUCAAAGAUAACAGUUGAUUUCUUCUGUGGCACUAAAGUAAAAAUGCUCUAAGAGAGAGAUGGCAGACAGUUCUUCAAAGCCCUGAGGUUGGAGGCCUACGUCUACUUCUCCGUACUGGUGUUUCAAACUCCCACAUGGUUGUACUUAACUGUUUAAAUGGAGCACAAAAUGCGAGCGCUCGGUUUGUAUCAGGUCAUUUAGCCUGCAUGACUCUCAUCUAUGAUCAGGCUCAGCUCUCAUUACAAACAUUAACAUAGGCGAGUUGUGACAGCAGAGAAAGUGGGACCCAUGCUCUUCUUCCACCCCUUAGGCGUCAUGACUAAGUGGGAGCGCUGCUUGCUUCUUGUUCAUAGAACCAGUGAAUAUGAAACACAACAAAGAGACAGAGGGAGAUAUAAUGAGCACUGUAGGAUCUCGGCACCCUUUUGCCCUCUCUCCAUCAUAAGUGAAGCUCCCGCUCUCAUCCUCAGCCUUGAGUCUGCUGGAGGAAGGAGCACAAACAAUUAGCUGAGACAAGCCGUUUGGAUUAUGUGCUCAACCAAAGCAAUCAGACAGCUGUGGUUAAAAGAAUGAGCUUCAAAAUGCCAGUUGGCCCGUUAGAGGGGAAGGGAGGGUCAGUGGUCCUGACAGUCUUAACAAGAUGACAGAAUUUAUAAAGCACUGCUGUUAAAGAAUAUAGUACCUGCGGUGUAGCCCUUAUAAUAAGGCCACAUGGGGCUUCUUCCAUAUUCCCUCUGUAUUUGUUUUCUUUGCCUCAUAUUUUUUGUUGUACCUCUUGUUCCUCGGCGUAAUGGUCGGCGCUGGAGGAAAUUCUCCGAUCCUCUUUGAUCUUCGCCCAGUUUCGAUAAUUUUUUGACAGAAAUCUCAUUUUACUCCCCUUUUGUUUUCUCCGUCUUUGUUCCCUUUUACUCCGUCUUUAAAUAGGGCUCAACAUUUUGUCGUUGUGAAAGUUGCAAAGGAAAAGAGCGGGUCCUGUCAGGGGCUCAGAGCUCGCCAAGACAACUUGCCCCAACAUUUCAAGUGAGGAUUGGACUCUCGCCGUUUGCACAGAUGAUAUAUAAUUCAUGGUGGGGGUGUGAGAGAGGUGUCAAUGUGUCAGGAGGUAGAAGAAAUCUAAAAAGUGCACUGUUUACUGGCCGAGAGACGCCGGCUUUCUUAUGCGGCUCUUCUGCAGGGAGAGGAAAGAGGAGGAUGAUCUGAUCUUCAUCAAAUGUUCAUCUGUGCCCGUCCUGCAGUGGUAGUGACCGCACUAAUCAAAGGCUUGUCUGCCCUGAUGUUUUAUUCAUCUUUUAUGAGGCAACCAUACGUAAAUUAUUUAAGUGCAUUGAUUCUGUAUGUAUACAAGCUUGUCUACGCCUGUGUCUAUGAUUGUUCUGCCGCAUUAUCAAAAGAUAAUCACAAUCGCUCUUUUCACCCGCUGUUUGGUUAUUCACUCCUUUGUUUGGGGCUGUUUGAAUAUUAAACUGUGUCGACGUUUUCUCUCGUUCUAGAAAUGUAAGCUAGAAGAAACAGAUCUUUAAGUUUAUAAACACAGUACACACUAUCUGUUUUUUAUGGAGCCAGUAAAGUCUUUAAAAAGUGAAAUAUUUUAUCUUGCGUGCAAAAAAAUAUUGUCUUGUUCACGCUAGUUGUAAAUCUGUGCAGAGAGUAAACUCGUGAACACAAGUUGUCAUCGGCAUAAAGAAAAGGCAUGACACUUUGAAGACCCUUCGAGAUCAUAAUAAGACCUUUAAGAUAUCUUGUGCAUGCAAGAUAAUAAUUUGGUCUGCACAAGAUAUCUUCUGUAACUAAGAUUUGAACUUAUUCCACCAAGAUAUUUAUAUAGAAUACAAAAGAUAAGGACUUUUGUUCUUGUAAAAUAUUCAUUUCAUGCACACAUGAUAUAAAAUUCUGUGCAAAAGGUUUUACAUUUUGUGCACAAGGAAAAAAAAACUUGCUUCUAGAAGAUAUUUUUAUACGAGAUAAAACUGUAAUUUUAUUUCCACUAAAUCUACAUUAUUUGAGCCCAAGAUUCUUCCUUGUUCCCUUAAGGACAAUAACUUGUGCAAACAAGAUUAUCACAUUGUGUACACAAGUUUGUAUCAUGUUUGAAUCCACAGAAUUAUAUUGGAUCAGCUUUUUGUUCUUACGUCAUUUUGUGUCAUUACAGAGUCAACAGCAGCUCACUCCUAUGUCCAUUUAUCAGAGAAGCAUAUAUUUGAAAACUAAGAGUAGACAACCUUUAGCAUUUAGCACGUUCAGUAUAUUAAGUCUAUUUGCCCCUUUUCUUUACACUAUAAAGGUUAGCUUUGAUGUUUUCCUUUAUUUAUUAUUUGUUGUCUGUAUAAGGGAUUGUUUUUCUUCUCUCAUUCAAUACAAAUCUAAGUAUCAAUUGAUGGAGAAUACAGCUAAUUCUAUACAUUUUUUUAGUGGUCUUCGGUACAAAACAGCCUCAACAUCAUGUUUCAGGUGGACAUUCUGAGUCCAUUUAAGUAUUUGGGCCCUACUUUUCCCUCAGUCCUCCUCAGAGUGUUAACUUUUUAAAAGCAUAAAAAUUUAUAAGCAUUAAAAUGUUGAAAUUAGGAUCUAAUGGUGCUCCAUUAUUGGAUCCAAUUAGUUAAUGGGUUUAUUUCUGAGGUCUUCCAGUGAAGAUGGAUGUCUCUUUCCUGUGAGAUUUUAAGCCAUUAAACCAAAGAUUCUGACAUUCUCCAAUUGACAAUGAAGACUUUUGGCUCCGGAGAGAGCAAUUAUAUCAGUCAGGCUUGAUAGCUUUGUCCUCCAACCAGCUGAAAUUAAAUUCUCCAUCAUGCAGGCUAAAGACCCUGAAGGCCCUUCUUGUGGCUCUAUGCUAUUUACAUGUCUCUCACUAUACAGGCUUUGCAUCUCACACCGCCACACAUGUUUGUAUGUUUUUAUCUAAGGUGUGAGCAUAUUCCUCAAAUAAUGGCUACCUUUUCAUGUGCUCAAAUACACGAUGUCAGUUCUCGACUCAUUUGUGUUUGACGCAUCUACACGGAGGAUUAAGGUUCCCAAGCCUAACAACUUUGCUGUCCUUUCAUCAACAGCUACCUCAUCCCUGAACUCCCAGCUCCAACACCUGCAGCAGCUCCAACAGAUGCAGCAGCACCACCAGCAGCAGCAGCAACAGCAACAUCAGCAGCAACAGCAGCAGCAACACCACCAUCAUCACCAACAGACACACCCCCAUGUCCAGAACCAGCUGCCGCCCCAGCAUCACAUAACCCCGCCCAACCAGCAGCAGACAUCCGUCCCGUCUCCCGGUUCGGCCUGCUCCUCCACCUCUGGACAGCCACAGCAGUCCCCGCCACACCGGCAGAACCAGUCUCCUGCCCGAAGCUUACCUUCGCCAGUCACGCCGCCCAUGCCACUGCCGGUGAGUCUCAUCACGCUCAAAAACCUAAGGAUCCAGAUUAUGACAGUCAAACUAGCAGUAUUUUGAUCAAAGAAGUAGGGCUGGGCAAUAUGGCCUCAAAUCACUAUCAGGAUAUAUUGAGCAGUUCACCUCGAUAACGAUAAAUGGAUGAUAACUACUCCACAAGCUGCUCACCCCCUCCCACAUUAACUUCGUCUACUUCAACUUUUGAACCGUCCUCCAUCUCCUCAACUGUCUCACCCUCUUUGUUACAGACUGGAUGGGGUGGAGUCAUGUCUCUGACGUAGGACAGCCUCUUAAAAAGACAUGAGUCCAUAGCCUACCUACACACAUCCAAAACCAACUUGUAUUUAUUUAUUAAUUUGACAUUGAAUAUACUGACAUGGGCAAAAUGACGUCGGUUAUUGUCAUAAAUUUCAGUAUCGGUAAAUUUUCAGUUUAUCGCCCAGCCCUACUAAGAAGGAUGAACGUUUUGGAUUUUAAAGUUUUAUUUUAUGAUGAAUGCAAAAUAUGUGUGGUAAAAAAUUCAUAUAAUAUUUCCAUGUCUUGCAACCAUGCGUAAAAUUCAUAGAUCUGACUGUGCUGCUGCAUGAGAUGCUUUCUAUCAUCUGUGCUUGUUUACAUCUGGGUAGUAGAGUAUUAUCAUCUAAUCCUGCAAAUCCUCAAUUCAAGCUAAAGUAUAUCUUCAUUCAAUUAAGUAUCUUUCACUAUUUUAAUAUGAAAUGAACAGACUUAAGAUUUUUCUUCUGGGUUUUUUCUAUUAACUACUUUUAACCAAGACAGGGUUUUCAUAAUCCAAACAGUGAUGCCAAAGACAUACAUACCUCUACUUUUAGCUCAAUCUUCAGGUUUUUCACGGACACUAGUUAAAAUGAAUAAACCUCAGAAAACUUUCUCUUAUUGACCUCUAUAUUCCUCUGAUGUAACACAGCAUUAGACAGACUUUAUUAUACGCAUCGUUCCUUUAACUCUGCUCUCAAAAAAAUGAAUUGUGUCCAACUCUGACUUGUUUCAUUCAUGACGGGGUGACAUUAGCAACACAUCAUUGAGAAGACUUUUAGAUGCAAACACAAAGCUCAAUCUUCUUCAAGUGGAAGUAUUUGAAUAAAGGCCUGCAGCUCUUCUGUCCGCGCGGAGAUAUUAGAAUAAGCAUCUUGCGGCUGAAACACAUCAAACCUCACAAACUUACAACCACACCAAAGGAAGCAUGCAUCAAGUUAGCUUAUCUAACCUUGAGCUUUCCCACCUGCUAUCAGUCCCUCAAUCUUCGCUGCUCUUCUUACUCAACCUCCUUUUUAGUCACUUUGUCCGUCCAUCCAUCUCCGCCCUUCUGUCCGUCUGGCUGUCACUGUGUGACGAUAAUAACCUAUUUUAUAUCCCUGUGGUUUCAUUUCUGGUGGAGACCGGCCAGGGUCGCCUUCCUGUCCCCGGUCACAUUCAUCAGCGUCAGACCCUUAUUGGGUUGUGGUGCAACCUUCUUUAUGGCCAGGAUGAGUUGGGCUAUUUGUUUCCCCCCUUGCAGCCCUCUCCGGCCCUGUCACGGCCUAGUGAGACUCAGCAGGAAAAACAGCCUCUGGAUUUAAUGGGCUCCAAGGGCUAGCCGCUACAUCGCACCAAACACUCUGUCCAGUCUGACUGUGGAUACAAGAGCUACUGACCAGCAAACAGAUCCACACAUUAGGCUUGCAUCAGGCAACUUACUGAGAACUUGGACGGCAGUACGACACGAUGCUGCUGUAAGUGUGCUUUGCUGGAAGCAGCUGCUUUGUUAGUCUGUGGAUAUGUUUCUCUGAGACGCACAAGGACAGCAGAGCAGGGUUAUUCGAGAACAAGCUCCCUGCUCGGACUCGACUGAGACCCUUAGCUUUAUAGUGAUUGUCUUCCUCUAAAAGAAGGAGCAGGGCUGAUUAUGAUGACUGAGGACAGACCUCCCUUGAGGGGGGCCAAAGGGGGCCACAUCAGGUAUCAUUAAGAUAUUGCCUCAUCAAAUAGGAUUAUGGAGCGUGUGUUUUUGUGUGUGCUUUGUGUGUGUGAGAGAGGCAGAAUGGCCGUAAAAGGUUUAGUUUCUCUGGGUCAGUGCUGGUGUUUUUAAAGAGCGUGUCACCCAGCGAGGGGCUCUCCCAAGGACAGGCCGCAGCCUCAGCACCCACUCAAGGCUGCAAUAGGAUUUAAAGAGCAGCUCCGCCUCUCCCCGCAGCCCGGGUCAGUGAUUGGAUUUUCAGCGCCACACUCGCUGAGCAACUCAGGGGUUAAUUCACAUAAGUUUUUAAGUCGGGGAGACUCCUGAGCCGAGAAUUUCACUCAGAUACACACAAAGCACCAUCGCCCUGAUCGGCCUUUUGUCUGCUUUAAUUGAAGACACAAAAGGGCAUUUUUGGCGUCUCACCCACAGGAGCCGCUCUGUGCGGGAAAAGUCAAGUCAUAAUUACCAUAAUACAAUCAGCAUUACGCAGAUAACACCCUUAUUUCCUCCUGUCAUUAUUGAGACACGCAGAAUCACCCAGCCAUUCAGCUAUUUGCUGAAAACACCGAGCGGAGCUGUAGAGACAAACACUCAUUAUGUUCCAAUUAAUGUCCCAUUGUAAUUCUCCUCUCGUGGGAGGUGCUGUGAUAUUCUUCGAGAGAAAAUCCUCAGCAUUCAUUACAUCCCCAGUGUUUUUGUGUUUUGGUGCUUUUAAUUUGGUAGACAAAAUUCAUUAAUGGGCUCAUUAAUAUCCAGAUUAAAAUACAAAGCACACCCCAGCACACUAUGUCCCCCCUUGAGUCAAUGGUCUGAACUCAGAUAGCUGUAGCUAAUGUGCUUAAAUAGAGUGAGUUUACCUUUCCACCCCGCCCACAUCCUCUCUGCUCCCUAACACGCGCAGUACAGUGAGAUGUGGCCUCUGGCUGCCUGAAAUAGCCACCACAGUGAUGACAAAUAGACGGAGGGAGAUUAUAAAAUUUGCUUAAGUGUGUUAAUGGGCUGAUUGCAGGAGCCCGCUUGGAUUUUGCUGGAAGUUGAUUGAUUAGAGCUGCGGGUUUUCUCCACGCCCGGAGAGCUCAGGGAUUUGACGGGGUAAAGGCGCUCGCCAAGUCUGUUACACCGGAAUUGAUCUUAAUUAGAUCUGAAAGACCUGCCACAGCAGAAUGGUCGCGGCGAUUAAAAUGAAAAACAGGAGAAAUUACUGAUCAAAUUAAUCAUAAUGUCGGGCUACAGCUGUAGGUCUGGUGUAAUUUGCCACUCCAGUGAGUUACAUCAGCCCAGGCAGGGAGAGGAGAGGCAGCACAUACUGAUCCGUGGCAGAGGGAAGCUUAGGCCAGCCUAUCAACACUCUUAUUCCAGAUUGUCGUGCCCCAGAACCCCCCUGUCCCAGCUGCGCCACCCAGCGGAGCCCCCUCACCUCUCCCUCUGUGAUUCUUCGAGCUAAUUAAUCACUUCAUCCCCUUAUUUUUACUCGUUCCUCUCACAUCAUGUCUUUCUCCAUCCAGAGCUGCAUCCUCAACAAUACCGCCCUGCCUCUCCGCUGUUCUUGUCACGGCUGUCUUGUCACCAGCAUGUUGUGUGUAAGCUAAUAGCCUCUGACCUUGGUCCAGUGUCUGGCUGGCUGGCUGGUUUUCAGGGGGUCUGGCGGAGACGGAGGCGUCCUGUCUUCCUCCUCAGCCAGACUCCUGCCGUCUGUCUGUGUGUCUGUCUCUACUCCCCCUCUGCAGUCGUCUCCUUGAUCGCUGUCAGAGCCCCACACUGGGCCUGUCCACUCUCCAUCCGCACACUCAUAGGGGUAAUUACAGCCUAGGGGCCUGCCUCCUAUCCCCGUGCUCCACAAUUUACCACCAAAGCGUCCACAGACAUCUCUCUUCUUCCCCACUGCACCCCGACAUCACAGGACCGCAGGGCCUCAGACCCACAAGUGCUGCAAUUACCUGAGCCUCUCCUCUAUCCUUUUCUCUCUCUCUCUCUUCUCACUCUCUGACUCCCCCCCCACACCCCCAUUGCUCCCCUCUCUCCCCCUUGGCUCCCUCACUAUUCCCCGGCAAUCAGCCUUCAUUAGAAGCCUCUGGUGAAAACCCAUCGUCACCAAGGUCAGCGGCUGCCAACCACAACGGCCUUUCAGAGGCCUGGCUGUCUGCACUCUCCAUCUCUCCUCACCUCCUUGCUGUUCUUCCCUCUUCCUCCUCCUCCUCCUCCUUCUCCUCCCCCUCCUAUUCGCUCCACCAUCCUCCUCAAGUCUCGGGUCCAUCUCUGCUGCUUUUGUCUCCAGCUGAGGCCCCUUCAGACACUCAUGUCACUGUUUUCCGCUGCAGUGCACUUUUACUUAUGUCAGCCGCUGUUAAAAUCACCACUGUCCAAUUUGCUCCAAAUGUCUCUCUUUUUUUAUGGGCGGUGGGCGUCUCUCCCAUUAUAUUAACAUGUGUAUGAAAUGAGCCUUGCACAUCGAUUAAUUGAUUUUCCAGAUCAGCCCCACGUCUAUUCAAUUUAGCAAAACGGGCUGCUGCCAUUCAGCGGGGUAUUAAAUCAAAAUUAAAAUGACAUGCUCAAAUGUAGAGCCAAUGGCUCAUACCGGGGCUUGUCGAUGGAACCGGCAACACUUAAGUUGAGGAUAGAGUCCAUUAUAUCUAACACAUCUCAUAAGUCAGCUGUGGUGUCUGUGGAUCAGAGGAAGAUCCCAAGGUUUGUGUUAAGAAAAUGGUUGGAAAGGUUUUGUUUUCGUUUGAUCUGACAGUAGACUGCCACAAUUUGCCGGUAUUGAAGAUAGCCGUCUUUCAACAAAAAUGAAAAUAUAGAUAGUGCACUAGAAAUAAGUAUAAGGUAAUACUGCAUUACUACUGUUUUACAAAUGUAUUCAGGGAGGGUCUGUAGUGGCUUAUUCCACUGAUUUCUAAUGGAGAGAAGACAAAAAGAAGCAGCCAGCUAGUUAGAUGUGGGAACUCUCCCAAAGAUGGUCAGAUCCUCUAAAAAAAUGAUGUUUCAAGAGCCUGUGCUUCUUCAGAUGGGGCUUAUACAAUAAGUAUAUAAACUUUCAAGCCAUUUUCAGCUGCUUUUAGUCAGGUCCAUAUCUUGUGAUCUACCAGACGUAGCAUGCAUGUCAUUUCAAAAUAAAAGCAUGUUUUACAAUACAGAAAAGAAAGCAAACACAAGGACAUAAUAAAAAAAAAAAUAGAGAGAAGAUUGUUUUAUGAUUCAGUCUGUUCUCUCAAGGUUAUCACAUCAGGUUACACUUGUUUCCCCCUCAGUGGGUGGCUUCUACUGCAGCGCAAAUGAUGUCCGAGGAGAUGACUGAUGAAAAGUGAAGUAAUCCAACUCCACCUAAAAAAAUGUCAUCGUGAGAUUUGGGUAGUUUUGGAUUUCUAAGGUAAAGCUGGUGUGUAAUGUGUGUUGCAGAAUCGCAGGCAUAGGAGGACAGUGGGUUUUCUUUUAAUUAGAAGUUUUCCAUCAUAAUACUAAAAAACAGAACUUUGAACAUUAGAAAUAGAUAAUGACAUAAUUAAGUCAAUUAAGCUUAUUAGUGAAGUUUUUCAGGUGCAGCUUCAUUGUUUUCUUGCCUUCCUUAAAUUGAUUGAAUGUUUGCUUUUUUAUUUACUCAGAUUUUUUUUUUAAAUACCAAGAUAAAAUUAUAAUUGUGAAAUCUUUUUGGUAACAAUGAUCAUGAGCAGGAAGUCUGAUAUCAUGACAACUUCAACUAAAACUAAGAUUUGAAAUGUUUUAAGAUGUUUUUACUGUUUUUUGAAAAAUAGCACACAACUUCAUUUUAGUCAGAAUUACAUUUUUUAGAUAAGUUUAAAAAAAGUAAAUGAGUGUAUGUCUUGUACCGUUUAAAAUACGAGUUAAAGCAAUGAUAAUAUCUGAAUAAAUGUGGGUGUGAUCUUACAACCUUCUACUCAAACUUAACUCAGCAAAAAUAUCACUAAAUUCACAGAUUAUGUUUUCCUCAGCCUUUUAAAAAACUAUGUUAAUCUAUUUUUAUCAGAUAAAUGAUCAGAAAUAAUAAUACUCUGUUGAAAAAAAUACAAAAAUAUAGUGGCAAAAGUUUUUGAAAACUCUUCGGAGGGCGGGGUUUUGCUCGGGUAAGCUGGACUCAGUUUUUUGUGUCUACCAAGCUGUGAACUCAUUUUCUCGUAUUAAACGGUUAUCUUCAGGUGAAGCUGCAAAAAUCUGAAUACACCUAUACUGCAAGCAUUUUCAUAUCUGACAAUAAUUCAUGACAACACCUGUUUUAAAUUGACAACAUCCUCAUAAAACUUUUAAAUAUGUAUGAAUGGCAUGUGGAGGCAGACUGUGGCUGUGUGUGUGUGUGUAAAUGGCAGUGGUGCUGGUUUGAGGCUGUGUGGUUCAGAGCAUGAACGGCCCCCUCAGCUCUCCUGCAGCUCAGCCCGGCCUCUUAUUAAUGCACAGGAGAUCCGGCUCUUAAGAAGGCAGAAAAUUGCCUUACAUAACAAGCGCUCCACAAUUUAGAAAUACAAAUGUGCACUGUUGACUGAAGCAGAAAAUAAGACUGUUGCCCAUCAACAGAAGCACAUUUCAUAUGAAUAAUUAUAAAGCAUGGGAGCUAGAUGAGGAAAACAACCUGACCAUGACAGCUCUACUACUUUUAUUUACUUCAAAUGAGGGAUUAGGCAGGAAGGGAAUCUACAGACUUAAGGACCAACGAUGAGCCCUGAAUUUAUAAAUAGGGAGAAAGUUAAAUUUAUCAUAUUUCAGGAGGAUCUUUUGGAAAACUGUGGCGGUGCUUUCACUUUUAAAAUUACACCUACACCCUGCCUGCGCCUCCUCUUUGGCUCUUCUGGUUUUCAGGCCUCACCAAGUGUAUAUUUUUCUCACUUUUUGAGGUCUGCGAUUCUUCUAAAACCUGCCCCUGUUAAUCUGCUGGUGGGCAGAGGGCUUCCAGCUCAGACACCCAGCAGAAAGGCACCGCUCCCCCCGAUCAGCCCACAUGCACAUUGGGGGCAACACGCAUUAGACGCCCACAGGGGAGCCCUCAGAUGGAGCACCAAGCUAGGGCUCACCUAACAGUGGAUAAGGAAUAGGGUUUCUUUAAUUAUGAGGCAGGGCUAUGACAUUGAGUUCCCCCCUUCCUCCUCCAGCAGGCUUCCAGACACUGUCUAAGUGCUCCGCUCCGCUGAGGAGGCCAGUCCCCCCGCGGGGCGCGAUUCCACUGCCUGUAAUUUCUGAUGCCCAUUAGUGACCGCAAACAGAGCACCAGGUUCACACACAAGGAAUACAGCCGCGCAGCGCUGCCACGCUGUAAAAAGACCCUUCUAAUGCAAUGUUAUUGCAUUAUGCCCUCCUCAUAGACCGAGUCAAAAGUCCCAUUUGUGGUCCCUGCAGAAUAUUAUCAGAAAUUCUCUCCACAGAGACAGGCAAGGCGAGGCUUGAUUUGCUCUAUAUUUUGCAAUCUAUAGUGAAAUACCUUCAAACUGUGUCCUGCUGCCCUGAAGUCUAUGAAGAGCACUUUGAACUCUGCCUUUUCUUCUCCAGGCUCAUUCUACACACUUUUCAUCAAGACUUUAAAUGUAAAAUCAACCUGUUUUGCAAAUAGACUCAACUUUUAUGCAUUUUUCUGAAAUCAACCCUUCACAGAUGCCAGCCUCAAAAGAUAACAAUCCUGUAAUCAAUAUAAAUACAGCCAUAAAUGUCAUCAAUUUAUCCCUCCCCUUAUACAGAUUUAGCUUCUGACAACCUUUGUGUAUAUUUUGGAGAAAAAGAGAGAGAUACAGGGUGAAAAAGAGAGACGUGGAGGGAGGAAGGGGAGGGAGGAGGGCGGAUUUAUCGAUCAAGGGUGACCACAUCUUAGCCACAGAGCCCCUCUCUUGUGAUUAAUCUUUGGGCUUAGAGUUGGCCAACGACACAUGACAGGUCUCCCCCUCAAACUCCUCCAUUUCUCUUCAUUACUGACCGUAUUUUUGGACACCACAGUGGAGAGUAAUCAUUUACCUUUAUUGUGUUUAUAAAGCUGCGGCAUGGAUGACCCUUCCUAUAUUGAAUUGAAGACAUCAAAAGAUCACUGGACAUUGAUUAGGAGGAUAUUAAAGUCAUUCAAAUGCUAUAUUUAUAUGUCAAACAACAGCAGAGUGAAAAGAGACGCCAUCUCCGCCUAGACGAAAAUGAAUGGUUUGCAGAAGGAGGAACAGAAGUACCAAACUCAAGAAAUAUGCUUUAUUACAUAUUGAACAUUUGAGGUAAUUUUUUUCUCAAAAGGCCAGAGAGAGUCUCUGAUAAUACAGCGGAAUAAUACUCUUCCUAAUUUCUUUAUAGUCUGAUCUCCUGACUCUAAUGAUUUUUAUUUUUCAUUUUCUCACAGCAACCAUAAGCGUAGCCAGGUAUCCACUUUACACCCAAAGCCAGAGCAGCUCUGGAUUUACUGCAACACCAGUUUUACGCUGCUGUGAUUUCCAACCCAACACUUGUACGGCACAGAAAUAACUGCACCAAAUAUGUCACAUCAUGAGCUGAAAUGGUCAGCACUUUCCUGCAGAUACUUAAUCACCAAGUAGUUUCAAAUUUAAUACAUCUGGAAACAGCUAAAUAUUAUAGAUCAUUCCUCAGGAAGAGAAAUAGUGCAAGAGGAAUGUAGUAUAACUUAUAUUUUUACUCACAGAGUGUCCCCUUAGCAGAGGAAAUACACUGCGGCUGUGAUUGAUGACAAAGAACCCACUCUGAACCUCUGCGCUUCACAAUUAUCAACAAAUGGGCUGGAGCAGAUUUUAUGUAAUGAUUAAAGCUGCUGUUAAUUUCACAUGAAGGUAAUGAGCGGGGAGAUUGACGGCCACUGUCCGGUACUCCAUCAUCCCUUUAUAGUUAGUUUAAACGUUUUCACGACUCUUUUUCUCCUUCAUUUGCAUUUUGCCUCAUUAGAUAUUGGCCAUUUCUGAGGCCACCCGCGAUAUCCAUUUCCUGGAGUUAAUGCAUUUUAUUUGAUCAGCCAAACCCCCUCGGUUAACUAGCUGUCAUUCUGGCGUUUCAUAUGACAUCACUCCAUUAGCACCCGCCAUGCCACCUCAGCCGCCACCACCGCCACUGUCCCUCCUCUGCCUUAAGCAAUUACAAUGUCCCACUGUCACCGGAUGCAGCGUUAUUGUGUUUUUGCCGGGCGUUAUCUGCCCCAGUUGUUCUAUCUGUCUUUCACUUCCCAAUAUUUUUCCCCAAGAAUGUCUCUUUUUGGGGUUUAUUUUUCACAACGGCCGCAGCAGAGGCCCAGCGGUGAGCAAUAGUCCUGGCUCGGAGGGCUCAAAGUGCACGACCAGAGUGCGAGGCCGGGCUAACCAAGGGACCAGAGGUGUUUUGGAGGGCCUAAUGGCAUUUUGAUGUUCAUAAGCACUGCAGAUGUGAGGGGAGGGGGAGACAGAGAGGUGGGAGAGGGGCCGUUUUGGGGGAAGAGGAGGAGGGGAGUCAGGAGAGGUCUGUCAGAGGAAGACUUGCAGAGUCCUGACAGACAGAGAACGUGUUUUCUCAUGUCACAGCUGAUUACAUUCACUCCGGAGUGGGAAAAGAGCAGGAGGGGACGGAUCAACGAGGGAAACUUUCAGGUUGUUCCAGAGAUGAAGUGCAUUAUUCUCAGAAACAAUACCACUAUUUAAUUUUCAUGUUUGUUUUAGACCUAAAAACCUUAAACAUCUCCCAAAGAAUCUGAUGUUUCAUACUGCAGAAAAACAAAAGACAACAUAAACCUGCUUUUGUUGUCGAUUUAAAAAAUUACUGACCACUAAUUUGCUAAAUCAAUCCUCCUGCUCUUUUAUUCUCUUUUAGUCCCUCUGAUAUAUUAGAUAAAUGUUUGAUUCUGUUGUUGAAUCAUAGAUGAGCAGAAAAUAAGUUUUUACACACCACUGAAGCCCAAGCAGACACAAAAUCUGCUUGUCUGCUCUUGGUGUCUGCACCACUUUGCCCAUUUAUCUUUGCUUUUUUUCUUUUUCUUUUUUUUUACUGUGCAGGGCCCCCCGAAAAAAAAGCAAUUAAAUUUAAAACGGCCACAUGAAAAGAGCAAAAACCCCAAGAAUAAACUCCAGUUAGUUUGUGUCAGACAAUUUUGGGCUUCCAGGGGUCUUUCCACGGUUUGCAGGGGACGCUAUUUUCCCUCUAUUCCUGAGAUUACACGGGUUGCUGCACCAGGUGACCCUCAUGGUCAAACGGGCGACGGCGAGCCUGGCUGAGUUUUUAUUCCCUCUCCUGCAUAGCAUACAGAGAAAAGAUGCAUUUUUAACAAUUUGCAGGGUUAUUUUUUCCUCUCUGAGACACGUUGAUCCUUGUGCAGCCUUGUAUAUUUGCCGUAUUAAACAGUGAUGUUGUCAAGAGUGACAGUAGUUAUAGUGACUUAGAGAUGACAAGUUGAUGUGACAUGAUUUAAUGCGGGCUGCAGCAGCGCUAAGGUGUCACUUCAACACAUCCUGAAUAGCUCUGUCAAAUACUUCUCCAUUUUGCUUUAAAUUGGACUUAAACACCACAAACAUUUCUUUAACCGAACACUCUCGACUUCAUUGCUGCAUCAGAGUUAUCACAACACUUGUGCAGCUGACCAGAGCGGUCAUCCCCCCUUUUUUCCACGGCGAAUGAAAAGAAUCAAACACAAUGGUUAACAUGCAGCCUCUGCAAACUGGAAGAUCACUGUUUAUCUCCUGCAACACAUGCAAUCAGCACAAAUGCUAGGCCGGCUCUGUCAUUUUGUGCCUCCCGCCGAGGUGUUGAGAGGAGUCACCGUGGCGGAAAAUCACCUGUUUAGGUGUUGAACACAGCCUCGCCUCUCCUUAUUCCUGGCUCUCCUUUCAGCUGCUAUCCAUAUUACCCAGUGGCAGGAGAUGUAGCAAUAAAGCCUGCUCUCUUUUCACCUAGAUUUACCCGAAUAACAUAGCAUCUGGAAGGGCUAUCAUCGAAUGAAACACAAUGAUAAUAUUUCAAAUAAAUCUGAAAGCUCCUCCAACAACCUAUCACUCACACAAUGAUGCCGAGCACAGCAGAUUUUCAGGGAGACUCUGGGUGUGCUCGCCUGAGCGGAUCACAUUAUCUGUGAGUUGAUCUGUAGCCUCUGUUUAACUCUGUUUAACUGACCGUGUUGGCUUUUCUCUGUGUCCACAUCCAGUAUCACAACACAACACAUAAUACUUUUCACAAAUACAGAUUGAAGACUCCCUUUUAUUGACACCAAACAUGAUGUUUUGUAUUCACAAACAUAACUACAACUUCUAUUUCUUCUUUCGCAACUAUUGCUAUAAAUGAGGUAAAAGGAAAUGCGCUCAACAUUAAGUUCUGUUUGUAACAAGAAACCCCGCCCUCUGCUACCACAAACUGGUCAAAUCAUAUUAACCGUGUUUUCAUACGCAUCUUAAGUUUUGACCAUAAAGAAUUGUUCAUUUAGAAAUGACAUUGCUCUUUGAGUGACUGAAAACUCUUCUCACCAAAACCUUUUCUUAUACGAUGAUUGUCGGAAGAUUUGCUCUUGCAUUCUCUGAUUCUGAAGAUGUGACAGCUUUUAUUUUGAUACUGCUUGUGGCUCCUGCUCUUUUGAAAUGUUUUCUUCUGAUACUACAAGUUGUUCACAACAAGAUCAAUUCAGUUUUGUCUCUGAGAGGAGAAAAAGAGAGGAUGCAAUGUGCCUUUUUUCCUGGUCCAAUGAAUUGUUGCUCUUGUUAUUAGCCAGCGGAUGCACAUUUGUCUCAGAUGUUUGUAUUUCUUGCUCUUUUUUCUGACGAGCACAAAGUAAAACCUAUGAAACAAUCAUAUGAAGAUAUUUAGCUGUCUUAGUUGAUGCUCAUUAACACAAAUGUAUUUACAAUUUAUAUUAAGUAAAGUUAUCCAAAUCAUUUUUAGUAAGUUGAGCUGUCUCAUGGUGAUACAUCCUGCAGAACCAAACUCUUCAAGUUUGGUAAAAAGCAGCAGUUUGAGCUGAAGUUGUCACACAAUUUAAGUCUUGAUCAGAAAUUGGACAUAGAAUUACUUUAGAUCACAUCUGCAAGUUUGAAACUUCUUUUUAUAACAGUUUUCAAGUCCAUAUUGUGAAGCUUUUUUCCCUAGUAUUUUGUUGUGAAUCAAUGAUUUUAGAUUUAUUAUAUGGAUGGACACUGCACUGCCUUACCACUGUGGUCUAAAACCAUAAUUUAGAGGUUAGAGGCAAUGUGAAAGUGCUCAUUCUGUAAAAUACAGCAUUUUUUUUUUUGUAUUUAUUUUUCCAAGGAUAACAUUUUUAUGCAUCAAGAAGUAUUAAGAAUUUCAUUUACAACAUAUCCAAUCAGUAUCAAUGUGGUUCACGGUUAUUCUAAGAUCAUUUGAUUCUGUUCUGAUGUCCAAUAAUUCCUGGUUAAUCUAAGGAGUGUUUCCGUUAAGUUGAUUUUUCUGUCUCAUAAGGACCUUGUAAAGGUGAAACUGAUGUUCCCCGCAGCAGUAAGGGAUAGGACGUGGAAAAAUGUUGCUAUAGACUUCUUAAAUUUAGCUUCUUACCAACUCUUCCACUGAACUGAGCCAGGUUAUAUGAUGCAGGUAUCACUCUGACUGGUUGCACCUGUAUGCUUCCCUCGUACAUGGUGGCUGAGUGAUAUUUUGAUUUAGUGAAAUGUGCCACGCAGAGGUGCAGUAGUUUUAUUUCCCUGUGGUUUCCUAACAGCUUAGGAUAAAAUAAAAAUAAACUCAUCUAUUUCAAACUUAAAUUUAUUGCAGUUUGCGCUUCUGUGAGGAACGUAUGGUAAAAGCGGUAACUUUCCUCUUAGCGUAUAUAAGUAAUGUACUUUUAUUUUUGUAAAUUCAUUGAACAGAAGAGAGAAAAGUGUCUGCAGCAGGCUGUGAAUAACAUCUGUUACCCUCCUCUUUGUAAGAGUUUGUAUAGAAACAGUCAAUUUUAAUGCCGAUGGUCUCGUCUCCUUCUGUGGACCAUCUAGAGUCAAUAGUAUUAAUUUCUACGGGUUUCACAAGCAGUUACAAAAAAUCCUCGCAAUAAAUAUAAAACACAAAGACUAACUAGCUCUGUAUAUUGUUGUGAGAAUAAGAGCAAGAAAACAAAGUGCAAUAAAUAGAUGACUGUAAUGAAAUUGAACUGAUCUGCAGCUGAUUCUUGUAGAAUAUAAAGUAAUAAACUUUAAGCAGAGGUAAAAGCUUUUUUCUCUUUUAAUAGUGAGAGAACCAGAUUACAUUUUAUCCUGCAGUACAUAACAGCUCGGGUGUUAUUUUCAAAUAUCGCAGGUUAAUUGCAGCUUGACUGAGGUUUUGUUACCCUGUUACUUUUUCAUUUUAAGGUCAGAAUCGGCCUUUUCUAACAUUCGAGAAGUGAAGAUUUCCGAAGGACAGCCGCUGGACACAUAAAAGACAAUCUUGCGAUUAUCGAGGAAAAAAGUGGAUGACUUUCAGACGAGGGGAGGCAAUAUCAAUCACGGCCAAUUUGAGGCCACCAACAUGAAAUAUGAUUUCAUAAGACAAAUGCGGUGUCAUUCUUAAUGUGCUUAACCUUUACUGUCAAUGAAAAAGUAUUGAUCGCUCGGUGGCAUUUUUUCAUCAUUUGAUUUCAGAAAGUGUAAUAAUAUAUGGUGGUGGGGUAAGAUAAAAGAUGAAUGGCAACUCAAUGAUCUCAGAUGAACAAAGCUGAAUUCCCCGCAGUGUAGAGAGAGUGUGGAAAGAUGCCUUCAGUAAAAGAAGACUUUUACAGCGUAUCUCACCUGAACUUUACAAUAUAGAGAACACAGAGUUAGAGCUGUUAUAUGAACUCUACUUUUAAUUUCUGAUGCUGUAUGUGAAUAUGCAGCCAGCCGAUAUUAGCAGCAGGGAGCAGGCAGCAGUGUUUCUAUUAUUUCUCUAUUCUGUUGAGUAAUUGGGAGGUCUCCUAUCUCUUCUUGGUCUUUGAUCUACUUACUCAACCUAAUAAGACUUUGCUCUGCUGCACUACAACCAAAUCAGCAGUGCAUUUUCAGCCCCCUAAUAAGUGGUUAGCUUGAUUUAUAUGGGUAAUCUCGUGGAUGUGGCGGGGCUCUACAGCCUCUCCCCGACGCAAGGAGCCUCUUUUCACAAGCACAGGCCAGACCAGAUGAGUCCAUUACAGCGAGGGUAAAGAUGGUCAUUUCAACCCUCCUCUCUCCUUUGCGAGUAACUGUGCUAGAGCAUUAUGACGCAGGAGGAAUUCUCAGUCGAAGCAUAUUGAAGGGAGCAACGAUACAGUGAUGCAUGGCCACGCUGCUCGGCUCUAUUGUGAGAGCAGGGAUGGUGUAGGGCCGAUGCUGCGGGUGGAGAGACUCUGCAUGGCCCCGCGGGGAGCCCCGGGGGCCAGAGGAAGCACUUAGAGUGGUAAAAUGGCCACUUAUUCACAGCCACCCUCCUGAUCUCGCUGCUCCUCCCUACCCUGGAGCCUCCCACUGGGUUCAGGAGCACAGGCCUCUGGGAGCCUUAUGAUGGACUGCGCAGCCCUCUCUGCUGGACUGUACAAACCCCAUCACAGUUAGCCUAUUGUGGCCUCAGCAACAAAGAAAAGCUAGUGGAAACCCCCCCACACAUCGAGCUCACCUGAACUCGCUUUCCUUUUUGCAUUUAACUAGGAAACAUCUGCAAGAGCGCCAGAGAGGGAUAGAGUCUUGAUAAAUGAUUUCUUUGCUCUCUCCAGCUGAAUCCACUGGCCAGCCAGGCAGCAGUCGCAGCAGCAGCAGCCAUGGGAUCCAUCGCCGGUUCACAGGUGUUUGGGAACACCUUGUCAAACCUUCAAGGAGCUACCGGACAGCUGGUCACAAAUGCACAAGGCCAGGUGAGUAAUCUGGAUCACAUGUUGAAACUGGAAACGUUAGAUUUGUUUUAAGUUUUUCUGCUCAGUUUUUAAAUUUGAUGCCAAAGUUGUGACAGGGGCGUGUUUACUGAGGAGUCCCUCUGUGUUUGUGAACCAUGUUUCAGUUUAAACCUUCGUUUAUCAGAGGAAGAAUCAAUCUAUUUACAGAGACAGUGGCCCUUAGUUGUGAUUUUGAGUUCAUGCAGUGAUAUCCACUACAGAGUCAUGUCUGUUUUUAUAAUACAGAGCUGCCUGAGGGCUUGAAGAUCACAGCCACCUGGUAUCUCUUUGGGGGCAUGUUGUAAAGAGAUUUCUCCAGAUUCUCUGAAUCUUUUACUGAUAUAAAGAUAAUAAAAUUCAACAAAUAUCUAUAAUUUACGUUGAAAAACAUUAUUCUUUAAUUGUUUUACUUUUUCUCCACCCAGUCAGAGAGGUGACUCUCUACUUCUUCACUUCUAAGACACUUAGCCUUCAUAUGUCCACUCAUGUUACUCAUUAUUUCAACUUAAUCUCAUUACUUUUUUUUUCGAUACAAAAACUUUUUCUGUGUUUUGUUGUUCCUGUUCCAACAUGUUGCUGGCAUUAAAUUGAAAAUGAGCAUAUAUUUCAAAUAAAACAAUAAAACUUUUCAGUUUCAACAUUUGAUGUGUUGUAUUUGCACUAUUUCCAAUUAAAUAUAGUCGCUCCUUUUAAUACAGAGCAUCUAUUUUCUCUUUUGGACCUUUGUUAAAGAGAUUUCUCCAGAUUCUCUGAAUCUUUUACUGAUAUAAAGUAGAUACAAAGAUGAUAAAAUUCACAAAUAUCUGUAACUUGACAUUGAAGAACAUAUUCUUGAAUUGUUGAACUUUUUCUCCACCCACUCAGAGAGGUGACUCUCUACGUCUUCACACUCAGCCCUUUAUGUCCACUCAUGCUACUCAUCUUUUUCAAAUUAACCUCAUCAUUUGUGAAACGCUCUUCCAGCCUUUAUUAUUUUUUUUAAUACAAUACAAAAACUUUCCUGUGUUUUGUUGUUCGUGUUCCAACUUUUUUAAAACAUGUUGCUGGUAUUACAUUGUUUGGGAAUUGGCUUUGCUAAAAAAAAUGAUCAGUCAUACCAAUAGCUAAUUAGAAACUGCAGUGAGAAAACAGCACCAGAUCAUCUAUCCUGCGUGAGGCUGCGGUUUAUCACAAACAUUUGUAUAGUAUUCCUGAUCUUUGCUCAUAGAUUUCCACUGGUGGGUCUGUGUGUCAUCUCUAGUCGCCACCCCGCCAUAUAUUAAGCUUUUUGGGAAUAAACAAAGCCCUUCUUACUCUUAUCCGCAUGCGCCUGUCGCAGUAAAACGCUGACCUUGUCAUAUUUACAGGGUGGCUGCAGAAUUGUUCCAUCAGUAGCCAGAGGCUUGAACGAUGAUGCUUGUCAUUGCGGGACCCUAUCUAAUGAAUCAUCUUAUCGCGGGUGCACACGGCACAUAUUAGAGGAAAAUUGUACGGACAAUGUGCCCUUUCAUGCCACUCUGUGUUAUUUACCUUAACCUCUGUGUCAUCUUUAACACUCACACUGUCCAAACUGUGAACUGAACAGAAUCAUGGUGAACAAAAGCAGUAGGUGACACCUCUUUAACAUGUAAACGUUCAGCCCACCAGAGGAAAGUUUCAGGUCCACCAGCGUGAGCAGGCCUCAUUGUUUAGAGUUAAGUGUUGUCCGUGCACAACCUCUUGAUGCUAAACGUCACUAAUGAGACAGUAUGGACUUCCCUGGCUCACAAGGUGCCUGGAGCGCUAGGGACAGAUCACUGUGGAUAUGGACUUGAUGGGCUGCUCUGUGCUUUUGUAGUGUCUUGGCGGCUGACAGCCCCUGACAUAAUCAGGUCACAGAGACGGUCAAAGCCCUGGGCUACAGCCUUUGCUCCCCACCUCAUUAUUCCGCAACAUUAUUCAGACAGAGAGCUCUGAAACAUGAACUACCCUAUCAGAAGGUCCCGCCCCCCUUCCCCCCUAACAUGCAGGACAUUAUACAGGCUAAUACAAACAGCGAAAAAGGCUGAAGGUCCACCAAACGUGCACUGAGAACUUGUGUCUGCACAGAAAGCCCAAACACAGGAGGCAGUGGAAGAGCUUUUUAGAUUUUUGGAUUGAAUUCACUGCAGAUUGAUUGUUUAACAAUCAGAAUUUUCUGGCCCCUUUGUACCGCUGCUCUGGUCUAUGAGCAAAAAAAAAAAAAGAGCCUUUUUUGAUUUUAACACAGAGUUUUAUGUAUUUUGACCUCUUAAUUUCUGCCUCAACUCCGUCUAAAAGGCCCUUUUCAUAAGCAAGAGCUAUGGGACCUUGAAAAGCUCCUGGUUUGAUCAACGUUUGCAGUUCAAUAUGUUUUUAAAGCUUAAUUAUAUUGGACCCAGCCUUUUUAUUCUCCAAGGAGAAUCAAUGAGGCUCCUUUAUCCUGGCCGCCUCUACAACAGUGAUUAUUGCUGUGGAUAAAAGCCAGAAUAUUGUUAAGUCAAUCUCACUCCUGAUAUGUUUUUCUCCUUUGGAAUCUAUGGCAUUUAGUCAACAUCUUCUAUUCAGGACACAUUCUCGCAUUUGAAGCUGCUAAAAUAUGAGCGUAAAAUCGUGGAAGAACAUUAGGGAUUGUUUCCUACCGUUCACACUGAAGUUCAGACAACAGCGAACUGUUGAGUGUUUGUGGAAAAAUCCAGUUUCUCAAACGUAUGCAUUAGCUGAGUGGAAGGAAGCAUUGUGUAGCCUAGAAUUUGGCUGUCAGAGCACCACCGGCCCUUUUGUACCCGUAGUAUUUUCAGCCAUCAGUGCCAUGGCUAUGUUCCUGAAUCUGGAUGCAGUUGCAGCUCAUGCAGAGAGCAAAGUUGCACAUUUACCUGCAAAGAAAGUCAGCCUGUGAAGCGAAGAAAGCUGAACCAGAGUACAAGUGUGUGCUGUGCAUGAUGGAGGCUUUACAUCACCGGUAAUCUCUGUGUAAACCACUGUUGGCCUUGCAGUUGUAAAUCUACUCCUGAGCUGCUACUAAUGAUUAUUUUCACCAUCAAUUAAUCUGUUGAUUCCCUACAAAUUUACAGAUGGCUCUUCGGGACAGCACUCUAAUAAAACAAACAGAUCGUAAGAGCCAAAAUAUAUAUUUGUUUAGGGUAUGAUUUCUACUAGGUACGUCACUUCCGGGGAUCGACACGGAGGGGUUUGGUUUUGGGAUGUUAUUUUAAAAACACUAGUGUAGUCAGAGACAAUGGGUUCUGGUAAGCUCUGAUUAUUUUCUGUUGACCAUUUUUCACUUAUCCUUUUUUACCCUCAUUUCAUCACAUCACUGUUCAUUUGAAGGCAAAAGUUUGGACCUGGAUAAGUUUUCUUUCCCUUUUUGAGCAAUAAAUCACCUUUAACACUCAACCGGACUGUUGAAUUAAUGAGUCGCGGAUGUAAGCGCACCUAAACUCCAGCGGCCUUUUGUUGAAGAAAAGCAGUCUUUACACAGAUUACACUUAAAUGACACAAAUUUAGUAAAGUAGCAAAUUACAAAACCAUUAAAAAGUUAAUUUCCAACCAAGAAAUGGCAGUUGUCAAAUACUUGAAAUGGUUGUCAUGGAGUUUCUUCUGAGCCUUUUAUAAUUGCUGCACCCCUCUGCAGUUUGUGAACACUUUUUUUUAUGUUAGAAGAAAAGAAAACUUAAUGGUCACACUACCCAGGAAACUUCUCUUCUGUCCAGUGCACCAACAUGUGUCUGCUGCUGUUUAAGGCUUUGAUUUGCUCUGAAUUUUCACUUUCUCUUCUGGAGUUUGGACCAAACUUCCCCAACAUUUUUUCCCUCUCGGGGUCUAAAUUCACUGCAUGAACAGUGGAGGAGAGAAAAUGGGCAGAGAUAUUGCCUGGCGACCAUGGCUAAAGACACAGAUUGCCCUGGCUGGAGAGAUGAGAUGACAUUUCUGUGGAAACAAGAGCAGCAUAAUCUUAAUGAGUUCUGCUGGGUGGAGAGAAGCAGGAUACUCACAUGUCAUACGAACUAGAGCGGGAAGCAAACACAGAAAGACAAAUAAAGAAGAAACUGAAGUAGAGCUAAGGAGAGGGUGUUAGUGGAGACCAAAAGGGUGUUAUGAGUAAAAAAAACUAUAAUAUUGUUUCUUAAGCUACGGAAGCCCUAAGCGGAUAUGAUUUAUUUACUUUUUUACCCCCGUUUUCUGGAAAUCAAGAAUUAAUUUUGCAGUGGACUACGUAGUGCAGUGUCCGCGGUGUCUGCCUCCUGCUACAGGACGAAAUACACGGGUAAGAUGCACACUCUCUGAACUUUACAGGGACAGAUCAUCCUAAAAUUAUUCAUAGUCAUAACUAUUGGGCUGUUGCUCCGGUGCUUCUUGGUACAUGCAGAUGAAUUGUGGCAUGUGAGACAACGCCGUGAUCUCGAGAAAACGAAGAUCGAGAUCACAAUAUAGUUUUCCCAUGAAACAAAGCUAAAAAAAUCAAAUAAAAUAACAUGUCCGCUUAGGGCUUCCGUAUAAAGCAGCUGAAAUCGUUCCAUGUCAAACUUGUGGGAGUCACAAGGAUGCUAAAUUUUCUGCUGGUCAGUUUGAGGUACUGCAAAUUUCAGAUUUAUCAGAUUCAGUGUUCACAAAAAAUUCAAAUCUCAUAUUUAUAAAAUACUGUUAUUCUCAUUUUAAAUCCAAUGCCGGCAACAAGUUUCAAAAAGUUUGUCCAUGAAACAGAAAAAGUUUUGUAUUACUUAAAAAAAAUGACAUAUAUCCCAACUAGGUUUCAGCAGGUGAGUAACAUCACACAUGAGCAAAUAGUUCGAAAUUUUUAAGAAUUUUCCUCAAUGUAAAUUUGCAAAUAAUUUGACGUUUUUUCAUCAGCUACAACACAUUACUUUUCAUCUGGAGAAUCCUGAGGAAUCUCUGCACAAGACAAAACAACGCCAAAAGCUGCCGUGAUCUAAACGCCCUCAGGCGGUACUGUUUUGAAAACAGACAUGACUCAGUAAAAGAAAUCAGUGCAUGAGCUCAGAGCCACUUACUACCAUAUACUCCUGUUUGUAUAUACAGUUUAUUGCUGCAUCCACUAAUGCAAGUUAAAACUUUUUCCAUGCAAAGAUAAAAUCACUCACAGACAUGAUUCAGAGAGUUAUCUGGGCCUAUAAGCUCAUUUGAGUUGGACUGUGGAAAACUGUCAAAACAUCAGAGCACAGUUUAAAAGCCAGCAUCCCUGAUGGGGUGGAGACACAUAAGCACCCAUGGCAGACAUUACAAACAUUAGGGAAAGCAGCAUUAAUUUUAUAUUGCUCAAGGACAGGUUCUGAAACAUGGCUGACAGUACUUCUUCAGAUUAAUUUGUUGUGAUGAUUAAAAACAUAUUGCUGCCGUCUACCGUACAAAUCCAACUUUUGUUUUUGGCACAUCUGGAAUUUUGUCUUAAAGAAUAAGUCAGCUGCAGAUGUAAUUUUGUUUGCUCUAAGAAGAAUCAGGUUUGAUUCUUACUUUUUAUCUUGUGAUGCACAGACAUUUCAGAUGAGUUCAGACUCAGUUUUUUUUUUUAAGUCUAGUCUAUUAUCAAAUAAUUUGUCAUCCUUAGAUUACAGUAAUCAAUAUGUUGUGUGGUUGUUGUUUUGCAUCAAUUUAAUGCCGUUUAGUUAGAUAUGUCCUCAUGUAUUCACCCACUUUAAGGUUAGAGUUGAAUGUAGAGAUAUACUGAUCCAUUUUUCCUGAUACCGAUACCUGGGAUGAUUGUAUCGGCCGAUAUCCAAUAUCGAUUCAAUACUAUUGUUGAAUGAAUGAACUGUAUACCUUACCCUGUGAGUGAAGGCAUCAGGCUUGACAUAAGCCUUGUUGAUAAAACGGUAACAAAUUAACACAGAUAUAAAUUUACUUAAUAUCAUUUAUGAAAAAAUAACAAAUUGCACAUUAGCCAAAAGAAGUAAGACUUCCAUGUAUUAAAAGAAAAUUAAAUAAAAGAGAAAAAAAAGACUGGAUCAGCGUCAUGGAGCCAAUAUCUGAUCUCAAUAUCGUAUCGAUGAAUCCCUAGUUGAUGAGAGCCCUGUUCAUGUUUGUAACGAUUCAUUCAUUAUAAUAAAAAAAGAAAACUCAAAUCACUUUAAAAUGAUUUUUGCUGAUUUAUUUGGGUCCACACUUUCAGUAAAAAACAAUAAGUAGCAACAACUAAUUAAAAAACACUUGAAUCAGCUUUCAGGUAAAUUUAUUUUAACAUCUAAAAAGGCUCUUCUAUGAGCUCAGUUUUGCUUAAAGGUAAACCCCAGCAUGAGUUUUUAUCCCCUAUCAAACAUAAAACAAAGUCCUCCCUUCUCUUUGAGCUCCUGCUCCAACACCAGACUCCUCUCCGAAGUCCUUCCAGCUCCGAAGAGCUCGGAGUCACUGCCAUGAAACAUCUGCUGGAGAUGCUCAGAUGGAGAAGUAUUGCACGGUGGGACAGGGACGAGAGCUAAGCUGUCAGUUGCCCGCUCUUUUAUUAUGCUUAUAGAACAACCACUUAGUCCAAUGACGAUGAAUAAUUGAGCGGAACAAGUUCCCUGCCACAGUGGCAUGCAAAGCGGGAUCAGUGGGACUCGGGAGACGAGAGCGUCAGGCAGGGCAAUAAAAUAUGCUAAGUGGCAGGAGAGCAUUACAGGGAAUUUGUAAAGCCGGCGCUGAGAGAGAGAUAAAUUAUCUCUCCCCUAAUGCGAAGCAACGUAAGCAAAUGAGCCGUGGCAAGGAUGAAUUACAGAUCAUCGGCCCACCUUUCUCUCACUGAUCCCUCCCUAUUAUGUCAAAGAGAGAGGGGAGAGGGGAGGGGGAGCAGGGCGCACGCUGGAGCACAUCAGCGGUGGUGGCGAUAGGGAGGAACAGAGGGACAGUAAAGGCUGAAUAAUCCUCUGAAGAAGCUGCUUUUUCCUGAUUUGCGUUAAGAUUUUGGUGCUGAAAUGUAAAUUUAAAAAAGAAGAAGAAGAAGAGAGUAAUUCUUCAAAAAAUAACCCAAAUAACAGAAUUCAGAGUGACGGACAUCUCAUCUAUGUCGAGCUGCUCUCUGGUGUAAUGAGCCUUGGUGGAGGAGGGAUGUCAGCAGGGGGGUCGAGGCAACGGCUGCUCAGAACCAGUCCCCAGAUGACAUUAACCUUCAUCAUGGUGAAGAGGCGCUAAGACCCCCCUAAAGCGCCACUCCUGGCCACACUCUGGCAGCUCUGAGAGCUAAAACGCUGCAGUGACACUCUGCCGCCCCCUUUGAUCUGCCCUUCCUGAUUACAGCCACAGAGGAGAGGAAAGCAGGGGCUGAAGGGAGGGGGGGGGUGCUGGGGAGCGGGUGAAGUACCCCUGGGACCAUGAGAGUAGAAUUAGAAGCACAGGGUCCUGUCUCACUCUCUGAUGCUCCUCUUUUCUCCCUCUUAUUGUUUCUUCUCUGGCUCUUUCUUCCCACUUCUGCCGCUCUGUGUGUGCGAGAGAGAGAGAGAGAGAGAGAGAGAGAGAGAGAGGGAGUGAGAGGGUGAAACGGGGGUCUCUGUCUCUCAGCUGCCUCACUCCUGCUCACCAGAGACAGACAAAGACACUUAAGCACAAACACACUUCGACACACACAGUCACGCAUACACACACACUCUUAUCCCCGGUCUUGGCCUGGUUGAUGGAUAAUACAGUCAGUGGUGUGCACCAUCACACACACAGGUAUUCGGAGUUGACCUUUGCAGGGCGCUCCCAGCAGUCUGCUUUAGCUUCACUUGUUCCAGGCUGUAAAACCACCUCAGAGACAGAUGAUCAGUGGACACUUGUGCAUGUUUCCUUCUUAAAUCACACGACUCCAAAAGCUUAGCGCUCUGAUUAGCCUCGUCACCCCUGCAAUAUGACGUCUCCUGCUUUGUUCAAGCCAAACAAAAAAAGGGCGUCACAGCGGCAGCGAUCAUUAAGAUUGGUACCUCCAGUAGCGUUUACCCUCUCUGCUCCAUCUUCUUUUUUAAAACCACCCAGCUGAUUUCGUCUCCUCUCUACCCCCUUUGUAGAUAAUUGGAACAAUCCCACUGAUGCCCAACUCUGCAGGGCCCUCCAGCCAAUCAGGGGGUGGCAACCCAGCACUGCAGGUACAGCCAAUUACACCUCAGCUUCUGACCAACGCUCAAGGCCAGAUCAUCGCCACGGUGAUCGGCAAUCAGAUCCUGCCUGUCAUCAACACCCAGGGAAUCACGCUGUCACCAAUCAAGCCCGGACAGCAGGUAACAAACACACACACACGCUGACGCACACACACACACAGAUGAAGAAGAAGAAGAUAUCUUGUACAGCAGCUUAUUAUGCACUUAAACUGAUGUCCCGACAGCGAUCAAGAGCUGAUUUUAAAACUGACGAAUGAGCAACACCUAGUGGAGUCAGGCCGCUGCUGUGUUUAUUCAUGAAGCGUGAUCAUCACUCGCACCCUCAUUUGCAUCACUCCACUCGCAAAGUUGUUGCUUUUUGUGCGAUCGUUCUCCUCGUGUGUGUGUGUGUGUGUGUGUGUUUAUAGACGGCUCUUGUCAGCUAACGUUUCAGACUCAGACUCGGGGAGGUUGCCGAGCCCCCGCAGAGCCCAAACCCCCUGGAAAAAAAAAAAAAAAAACAACACUUUUCAUCACCCCACUUAAACUAAAAACACUUUUCCUCUUGUUCUCCACCUCUUUCCGUUUCCCUCCCUCCAUCUCUCCUUCCUCAAUCAUACUCUCCAGCCUUAUGAUUUGUCCUCUCUGACCUGAACAACAAGUAUUUUGUUUUGAUUUAAACACACAAGUUUGUUUCUUUGUUCGACACCAGAUUUGAGUUCUUACUGUAAGUGUCGAAAACUCCAGCUCAGUCAUUUUCUCCUCUCGGGUUUGAGGAUCCAUACAGAGCAGGGGGGGGGGGGGUGCGGAGUCAGAUGCAUGCACACAACGAUGAAAAAAUGUUAUUGACUCGAUAAUGACGAUGUCAGCGCAGAAUUAUAGGGUAAAAGUUCACAUUGAAGGCCCGUACAGUGCAGGAUGGAUGAACUCCCAGCAGAUGGACACCUAAUUGUGGCUCGGUGAAAACACCAAAUCACACUCUUGAAUGAAUUAAUGCAUUUGUAAUAAUGUUUAUGCUUUUGUCUCCACUUCAAAGCCCGCGUGUACACAUUGCUCCGCGGGCAUAAUUUACGGUUGUCAGCGCCGGCAGUCUAGAAUAUUUCCAGUGAAGCUAGAUAAUUCUCCGAGCCUGUCAACAGUCCUGACAGUGUGUGCAUCGCCGUUGACACCCCCCAAACAAACACAUGCCACGAAGAAAAUAAUUAAUUGCAAAGAAGGAGAAGGAGAAGCCGGCCCAGCUGUGGCGGAGACAGCUUUUCACUUUAAAGGUGUAGACGUACCAUCUUGAUCUUGUAAACGCAAUUCAAAUGUGCAUAAAACAUGAAAAUACAUCGUUUUUUCGCCAUCAGAGCACGUAGCCCGCGGAUCAUGAAUUAUGUUUGAUACGGGGACUGCUGUGUCCACAUGUUUUUAUUUCAGAGGCAGGCUUACAUUACUGGAGCCCUCGCAGGUCUGAUGACAAGGGAAAAGUCUCUAAUUGUCACAAACGCUUUUUUUCCUUUCUUUCUUUUUGAACAGCACAGAUUGUGAAGCUUAUAUAAACAGAGAAGCACCUGAGUUGACUCUCAGUGUCUGCUGCAGCAUUAGUGAAAGACUCCUGUCGUCUGUUAAGCUAUUGACACCAUAUUCUGCUCUGUCAGUCUAAAUGCAGCAAAGCAGUAAUUAACAUUCACCCAUCAUUAGCUGCAAGGUAAAUCUCAUUAUCUUCUGCUUCUAGACGGCUAAUUUAAUAGCUGCUGAUUAGUUGAUAGAUUUAAUAUCAGUGACUAAUGUAAAAGAUGAUUAUUAUGAUGAUGUCAGCGAGAUAGUAGUCGAUAUCGGUUUGUUGUAAUGUCAAUGUUUGUGUGUGUUUGUCUGUGUUUCCAGCAGCAGGCUCAGUCAGGCCCGGUAUCCGCUCAGCCCAACAUGCUCCACAUGCCCCACAGACAGAGUCCCCUCCACCAGGCCUCCUCCUCCUCCUCCACUUCUUCCUCCUCCUCGGCUCUCAGCGUGGGGCAGCUGGUCAGCAGUAAGUGUCCGACACAGCUCACAGAAACACAGCAAAUGAAAGGGGGUAAAGAUCACAUAUAUUACAACAAUAAAAAAAAGCAUAUUUGCUCAGAUAGAUGUGGUUUCCAGACUGUAAGAGUUUGAACAGAACAUGAAUUCCUAUAGGGCAGAAAGGGCGAUGUUUCUUUUUUUUGCCAAAUCCCUUAGGAAGACAACAGAUAAUGCUCUUUUUAGCCUUUGAAUAUUUCCAUUAAAAGUCGAGCAAUUUGUAGAUUGAAGCAAAUCCAAACAGGCUUUAUCCAAAUAUUGCCUAUUAGCAAUAAUAAUGAACAGAAACUAACUCACUGUAGAUGCUCUAGAAUGUAUUUACUGCACAAAGAUGGUAUUUUGGAUAAAUUUACGCAUGAAAUAACCUACAAUGUAUAGUGUUUUCUUAAAUAUGGGUCAUACCCAUAAAUAUGAGUGUUUUGAGAGGCUUUGUGGCAAAAUAUGUAUAAAAAAAUGUGCAAUAAAUCAUAUUUUUAGGUAAAUUCUGUACAGAUGUAAAUAUGACGCAUGUGAAUAUCUUUUUAAACUCAAAGUUUCUUUAUCUUUUAAUUUUUCCCUUUUUGUAUCUAUACUAUACUGCUGUAAAUUUGUGGGACUAUUGAAGGAACAUCUUAUCUUAAAAAGGAAAAGGUCAUAACAAAAAUGCUCCUUUUUUGGUUUAUUUCUUGAAGUGGGAUUUGUUAGCUAUAGAAAAUCUCUGUCACUGGACCCUUAAAGAGUUUGACUUUGCAAGAGAUUGUAGUCUUAUAUUUUUCAGUUUGAAAUUAGCAGAAAAGACUAUGGUAUAUAAAACUCCAAAGUAUGUUAAAAAUGAAACAACUGUUCAUCAUACCUCUUAUCCAUGGCUUCUUGUCCUCAAAGGCCACCACCUAUCCUGGGAUUUUACCAACAGGAGGUGUAGUCAGAGGGGAUUUCAAUCUCAAAUCUGACUGCUUGAUAUUUUUACAUACUUCACUGUUAAUGCAGACCAAACUGUAAAGCAUUUAAUUUGUUUGCCAGAGCAAUGCCUUUAACAGGAGGACUUUUAGUUAACUUUUGGGAAGUUUUUACCUUGCCGGAUCCCUCCUUAAAUUGAUUUUGCCCUGAAAUAAAAAGGAGAGAUAACUGCAAAGAAAAUACUGGUAUUUCAUGGUUGUAGAAAAAAGCUAUAUGCUGACAUUUCCUCCGUACAAACCUCUCUGUUUUUUGGAACUUCUCUCCACUGAGUUUAUUACUAAAAACUGUUUUUAAUGAUCAAAGACAAUUCAGCUCACCUCCAAUGCAUUGGGCUUGAUUGAAAAAUCUUUGACAUUCAUCUGGAAACCUUGAGAAAGUAAAACUAUCAACAUAACUCCAUACCAGCGCGUGCAAGAUAAGAGAAAUACUUUUUAGAUUCAGUGAAACUGUCCCGGUUAAAAUCAGCAACUACAGUUUCAACAAUUAGGAAACUCGACAUCGACGUUACUCUCAGUGUGGACGUGUUUUGAUUGAUCCCUGCCUCCUCAGAUUGUUGGAUAUUUGUUCUUACUGUCACUUCUUUGCUUUAUUAAAUGAUCCAAAGUGGCAUCUAUUAAGUUUAAUGAACAUAAGUUUCUCUCUCCCAAAGCGGGGCCUUUGGCAGAGCCUUAUAAAUCACUGGGCCACAGCCUGUCAGCAAGCAGCGAUUGCCUUUAAAAACUCUGUUUUAUUCAGAUAAAUUUCAUUUGUCAGAGUCGAUUCCCCUAAACUCCAUGUAAACUCAUUUCAAAGGCAGCUACAUUGCCUCCAAAUUUAAUCAAAAACAAGUCGCCAUUGAUCAACUGGUUGUAGACACUGUUUGGUUUGUGUUUACUCCGAGCUUGGAAAAAUAUCCUUUAAAACGUUCUUUUAGUCUGCUCAGAAUCAUAGUGGCUCAGCUCUGAGGUAAAUGGAAUUAAUGCUUUAUGCUGAGUACGAGCCAUUUCACUUUCUCUUAGGAUCAGUUACAUACAUAAACCCAUAGACACAAAGUGAAAUCCCAAUACUCUGAAAAAGAGGAGCUGUCAUUCUGCUUUACUGGCCGCAAACAAAGUGCUGAGAGCAGGUACAAAAGCCGAGACUGUCGGUAACUGCUGUUUUAACUGUAUUUAUUUCAAGGCUGUUUUUUUUGUUUUUUUUUUCUCCUGUAAAUCCAGACGUAUUUUUCAAGAUAAAGGCUGCAAAGGUUAAGAGCUGAUGUCCAGUAACAAACACCCAAGCUCACAUUUCACCACUUGGACCACAGUCUCCUGCUUGUGGCGUUAGAGCAGAUACACUCGGGUGAAAGUGCUUGACUGAGGUUACAGCAGACAUGAGGAGAAAUAAACCUAUAUGUAGGUUAUUAUAUUCUGAAUCAAAUGGUAACAAGUGCACUCUGACCGAUUUCUAGUUUUAGUUGGAGUAGCUGUUUGUUUACAUGAUCAGAAGUUUCAAAAUUAUUCAUCGAAAGCUUUUAGUUGACCCACUUUUAUAAUUAUGAAUCUAGUAUUUACAAGGGCGUCAGUUUGUCUCGAAAACUGGGGGGAUUGGCUACUAUACAGUGCGUAAACUUAUUUCAUGUAACCAACUAAGGCCCCCUUGCAUAUAUUGAUCAUAAGCUUAAUCAUAGGGUUAAACAAGCAAACAAGUUUCUAACUCACCACAGGUAUUAUCAGAAGAAAAAGCAAACUCUUGGUCUCAGCUUUAACUUGGCACAGACGCAAAUUUACAACAACUGCAUGUUUUUUUGUUAUUAUCCUUGUUAUAGACUCUCGGACGAAUACGUCUGAAUUUUCUUUACUACUGAAAAUAACUGGGGUUACAAUGGUUUAUACGUAAAGAGUUUGUUUGUGGUGAAGACAAAACGACCCCUGACGAAAAGUGGGGGGCCCAUACCUCCCUGCCUAUGAGUAUUUACUCAUUUUAGCUCCGUGUUUGGUCUCCACCAGCUCCUGACUCAGCUCAGGAAGAUCCUUAAAAUUCGUCAUUGUGUCCUUAAGAAUUAAACUAAACAGUGAAGAUCUGCAACUAUCACUCAAAAAGCACAAUGACAGACUGUUUCAAAGAUAUAAUGCCUUCGUUUAGCAUCAUGGGGGCAUGUGAUGAUGACCUGAGCAGGUUAUAUGUCCUUAAUAAGAUUACAUAAAGAUAAGAUACUCCUUUAUUAGUCCCACAAGGGGAAAUUCCCAAUGUACAGUUCAUCCCUUCCAAGAAACAUACAGUAGACAGACGUACAAGGAAGAUUCUGUUUUGUAGCUUAAGUCCAAAAACAGCUUUUAGGAUGUGCUGUUGUGUCUGUUUGAAACUUUCCAUCCUCCUUCUUGUUCUCGCCUGGUUCCUCAUUACCUCAAACUUUACCCUCAUUUAGACUAAUUCCUACAUGAAGACACAAAACCUGGACGACAUUGUUUGUCAUAAAGCUGUGGCACAUUAAAAUCAGUCCUUCCCUGUCAUUUAUGAAGAGAAGCACCAUUUAUUCUCAUCCCACUUUGCUUUUCAGCGAGUGUUUAGCUUGUUACUAUGCUGUAAUGAAUAAGCUUGUUAGUGUGUUCUUGCCGUCUGGAGAAGCCGCUUUAUGGACGCUGGAAUUGAUCGUCUCUAUUGUUUCUGUGUUUUUUUUUCAUUUGUCUUUCAUUCACUCUUUUGUUUCCUGAAAGCUUUACUUCUCCUUUCACGAUUUCAAAUAACUUAAAGGUUUAGAUUAUUCUUUGUUUGUGAUUUAGUGUCUAAAGACAAAUAUGGAUCCAGACCUGCAAAGUACUGCUGCCUCAGAGCGCCAUUAGUCUUUAAAGCUCCGAGUAAAUAGACUCUGCCGGGAAUGAUGAAGAGAUGCUCAUCAAUGUGGAGAUGAUGGGACCCGAAACUGUGAGUGCUCAUAUCUCCCUUUUAGUCGUCUCCAAGUCUCUGGUCCCCUCAUCUUCACACGUCUGGAGCACGCCGCGUACGCUACACGUCACUUAUGAGGCACAACGAGAUGGCAGCCCCAUAGAUUUUUGCUUAAAUACGCUUGGAGGAUUCCUUUAAUAAUUCAUUGAUAAUGACCAAGAUGAAUAAUUCAGAGGCACAAACUUUGCUUUGGUAAGCAGGAUGCCAGGGCACCUGACAUUGAUGUACAAUGUGAAAUCACUUUUUAUUAGCAGAGAAAUUCUUCAAAAUGCAUCAGGGAGUUUUUUUUUUUAGAGAUCUGUUUAAAUGGGGAGAUUCUCAAACAGACUUUCUUCAUGGAAAGAGACUCUUUUUGUUGUUUGGAGGUUGCUACUCUGCUCAUAAAGGGUCAGAGAUCUUAAAAAUACUUGUAUAUACUCUUCUACGUUUAUUUUCGAAUACUAGAUUCAUGGUGUUUGUACAUUCAUUCAAAAAAAGGUGAGGAUAUAGGUUUUAAGAAGUACUCUAUAUCCUGAGAUUUUACACAGACGCUGUAUCAAGUGGUCCUGUUCAAACGUUUUUAUUUGUAAGAUUAAAGAUUCACACAUGCACAAGUCAAAAUGGUGCCACAUCUGCUUUCACGCCUCAGAUGAAUGUAUUCUCGCAAACAUCCCUCAGACACAUGCAGUUUGCGGCACCAGGGCCAAGAGAGAUAAUAAGUUCUGACCCGGAGCAGGACUAUUUUGUUUAGAGACGAUCAUGAUCACGACUGUCUGGCUGUUUGCUUCAUUCACUCUGCAAAAUGAGGUGAGGGACGGGUGAGCAGAGGGCUAAUAAAAUGAGAUGUGUGUGUUGUAUUGUAGACCCGCAGACCGCCCCCAGCGAGGUGGACGGGGUCAACCUGGAGGAGAUCCGUGAAUUCGCCAAAGCUUUCAAGAUCCGCCGGCUGUCCCUGGGCCUGACACAGACUCAGGUGGGCCAAGCGCUCAGCGCGGCCGAGGGGCCGGCGUACAGCCAGUCUGCCAUCUGCAGGUAAGACAAACAAAGAAAGGGGGAAACUCUGAGGAAAGAGUUCAUUAUUUCACAUCAGUAUGUCCUAAUUCUGUCAAAUGAACGCAGAUCAAGUCGUGCGGCUCCACUGAGUUGUCUGGUGCUCGUAACUGCCAUCAAUUUUUCAUCCCCUUUUUUAACAGACAUUAUUAAGAUAUUAAAAUACAUAAUUGACUAUCACCACCCUGACAAACGAAGCUCUCAUGCCUGUACCCACCCGUCCUCCUCACCCGUCCUUCCCACCCGCCGACAUGACAGCCGCGCGUUACUUAUGCAAAAUACAUCCACAAGUAUUACACCGAGCACUUAAAGCAUUUAAUAAUUACUAAGGCUCGUUGCUGUUCACUCCGCCUGAACAUGAGAGAGCUCGACGGAGAUGAUCUGUUAAUAAGAUUGCCAUGUUUUACUGCCGCCGCGAGGACAGUUUAGCCGUAAAUGGUGCAUUAUAUAUUCAUGAGACAAUCAGACAAUCAGUGUUUCAUCCCUCCUUUUGUUCCGCUUCACUAACAUUUUGCAUGAGGACGCCAAAUGAGCAUCAUUUCCUAUUCGAGUCAGAGUAGCUGGGACUGUGUCAGGCCUAAGUUUAACUUUAUCAAAGCAAACAAAUAUGACAAUUAUUUAAAAACUAACUAGAGUGAGUGAUCAGUUUGGAGGAUAAGGGUUUUAUCGACUUAAAGGAUUGACUUUCUUCUAUUUUCUCUGAAUAAUCCUUCAAAGCUUACUCGACUAUUUCCUGUUUUGCAUCCAUUUCCAGCCCUUAUUCCCGUAUUAAUUUUAAUGAUGCAUGUGCGGCGCUGAUGACCUGUGCUGUUUAUGCGACACGGCGCUGCCACGCGCUUUUAAAAUUUCAUCACAUCAACAUCAAACGGGCGAUAAAAAGUGAAACAGUACAGGAGGCCGGCGUUCUUAUGAGGCCUCAGCCGUCUCUGGCUAAUGUUAACGUCUUAAAAUCACACAUGAAAUAUUAACAGGCAGGAAUAAUUCAAAUAUUUAUAACAUACAUUAAAAGCCAUUAGCUCCGAAAAUAAACACUCAGAGGGCCGCUCUUCAUGCCGUUAAGACAAUUUUUUGUUUGUAUGACAUGGGACAUGACAUCCUGAUGGUUUAAGUAGAGAGCCGAAGUCCACAUGCUUUAGUUUAGUUAACAUCAGCAUAGACAUGAAGUUUGAGGUGAGGCAGGACGUCACAGUCGCUCUGGGGCUCCGGCUCUGAAGCCAGACAGAGAACAGACACUGACAGAUGCUCCCAUCUUGUCUACUUUCAUUGCUGACUUUGUUUGCAGGCACUUUAUUAGUUUAUCUAAAAAGCAUAGACAUUACAUGAGGGCAUCAUCAAACCAAUCAUGUGCCAGUCUGUCCUCUUUCAGCCUAAAUGAAUAAUGUAAACAUAAAACAAGAAAAUACUUGGAUUUAAAGCUAAAAAAAAUCCAACUUAAGAUGUUAAAGAGGAAGAAAGCAGGUAUUUAUCAUAAAUUAUCGCUGAUGAGAAUCAAUUUCUUUAAAAAGAGACAUUUGAGGGUCCAAGUUAUAUCAAAUAUGGAACAACUGGAUUCACUUUCUGACCCCAGUGUGAGCAUAUGUACUAGAUAAAUGGUCAAAUGUUUACAGCAGAGGUGAAAGCAUGUGUUGGUUUUUUGAUGGAUAUUUAUAUGAGUGGGGAAAUUUCAAAGGUAUGUAUGAGAGUUAACGUGAGUCUGAGAGUGAAAACUGGUUUAUUAUUUUCAGGACUGUGUGGAUUUACAUGCAGCCAAGCAAGCCAUGCAGCAUUAAUAUGUUUUACUGUGCAUGUGCAUUAUGUGCUUAUAAAAGAUCACAAAGGCGUUAUGCACGGUGAUUGAAUCGUGUAUAUUUGGUGACAUUGUGUUUCCAAAAUAAAGGAAAAUUAAAAAAAAAAAUCUGAGUCUGCUCAGACAAACAUUUUUAGAAUUUUCACUUCUUAAAAACAAAAACAUGUAAAUUAAAAAAUAAAAAUGCAUUUAAAAUGUAAGUAAAUGUGUAUUAGUAAACAGGCAAGACAAUAAACAAUCUUCAAAAUUAGCUCUCUUAAAAUUAAAAUAAGGAAUAUUUAGAAUAAUAUCAUUUUAAACAUUUCUAUUUCUACUACAAAAUAAAAUGACAUUUUUCAAACUUGUUUUUUUUUUAUAUUGAAACAGGAAGAAACUUCUUCAUUUUAAUGUCUACGAUGAAACAGCUGUCAAACUAUCACAUUUAUAUUCAGCAUCACCCACAUAGAUGAAUACAGCAUGAGUGACAGUUAAUAACCAGAUUUGAAUGUUUAAUAGUAGGUAGUUAGGCCUGACAGACUGAUGGUACCAUGUCAGUACUUGUAUGACCCAAUGUCUUAUCACAGCAAAUGUGUCAUUAGUUAAUCAGCUUUUUUCUGUAUUUAACAUUUCUCAGUUUGAAACAAAAUGAUGCUGAAAUUUAAAUUUUAUGGAUUUUAUCUAAACUGUGAAUCCGAUCAGAAGUUGCCACAGUAAAGGUCGUAUGUGGCUGUGAUUUCCAGUGAAACCUCUCACUCCGCUCUGCCUCCUCCAGGACCGUGAACCCUCAGGCGAACUGUAACUCAGGCCUGAACAUACAGCAUGUCUGAGCAGGCUCCUAAGGUACUUUUAAGAAGAGCCAGAGAGGCUGCAGGUGCAUUCAGGGCCACUUCUCCCUUGUGCUGAUGCACUAGAAGAGAGAAGUGCAUGCCCCAGCUGAGAAGCUCUCAACUCAUUUUAGUAUCUGUGGUUCCUGUUGAUCCAUGAAAUGUCCCGUCUCUGGUGACUCCUCAUAUUUACUAAUGUAUUCCCCGCAGUAUGGAGCCCGUCCUCUUUCCACUGUUUAGGAGCAGGACGGGGUUAUAAAUAAUACCGCCUGUCGACAAGGAGGAGAGCAGCGCCGAGGUGUAGAAACAGAGGAAGUUCAUUCGUGCAUGGGCAUCUCAGCCCCGCUGUUGUUGUCUGCAGCCGCUCACCUGGCCAUUAAAAAUGUCUUGUGUGCUUUGUUUGUUCCACAGAGAGCAGAGCUUCCUCGCACAUCUCUGCUGUCUGUCCGUCAGAGCUGUCAGUUCAACAGCUCUUCUACUAAAAGCAUUCACACACGUCACACUCGUUUGUCCCAGAAACACGUUGAGGCGGUGAACUCAACUCUUCUUCUUGUUCAUUUAAAAACUAGAUCUGUAGGAGCAGCUACGACUGAAUAUGAAUUUAACCCUUUUUCUAUUAAAACACAUUUAAUGUUUUAGAGAAAUUGAAUAUGUGGAAUUCAUUUUUAUUCUGCAUUUCAUAUAAACUGGAGUUCUCUUUCACUGACAUGUUUGAGGCCUUUUGUUCACAAAAUUACUGACAUAAAGAAAGAAAAAAACUCCAAAUUCGUUAAUCACAGUCACACAAAACAGAGACUGUGCUCACCAGAUCUAAAGAAUCAAAAUAUUCUGUGCAAGACGUCCAAGAGGGUUUAACCUGCAUUCAUGAUGACCUCAGUCUCUUCAUUUUGUCUCACAGUUUCCUGGUUUGCGCCUUUAAAUAAAAAUCAUGUGAUUACUAUUAGAGGCCCAACCAGAAGACAACAAACUCACUGUGUAUAAGAAUGAAAAACAACAAUCAAAAUCACAAUACAUCGAUUAUUAUUCUUCAGUUUUAUCAUGUAAUCAUGUGAUAAACAUAAUUGUUGAUUUACAGCUGCACACUUUGAGGUGAUUGAAUCUUUAGCAGCGGGUUUGUCAACAUCCAGAAGCAGAAGAAGAGGUUCUGAUGGCUGCUCUGUAUGAAUUCUAUCACUUUAUCCUAAAUUGGGUUCAGUUACAGCUGAGUUUAGCAUGAAGCUUAAUCAAACCCUGAGCUUUAUUCUUCAAUAUGUCAGUUUACACCUUUCCUCUGGUCAAAAAGGAGUUUUAUGUCAAAAAAAUAUGUUAUUAAUGUUAAAACAUGGUAAAUUUUAGGUUUGAAAAAUACAACUUAUGUUUUAAAGUUUUAUUUUUAUUUUUAACAAUUGAAGUUUUUACAUUAUAACAUGAUUAGUUGUGUGAUAUAACAAUAAAUACUCAAUCACAGCAUAUUUAGAGGUGUUUAAGUUCAGGUUAGUAAACAAAUUUAUCAGGAGAUACUGCUAAACUCUCAAAUAUUAUAAAUAUUAUAAUUAUAUAUGUCAGUUUACACCUUUCCUUUGAUCAAAAAAGGAGUUUCAUGUCAAAACAAUAUGUUCUUAAUGUUAAAACAUGGUAAAUUUUAAGUGUAAAAAAUACAAUUUAUGUUAUAAAGUUUUAGUUUUUCUUCUAGCAAUGGAAGUUUUUACAUUAUAACACAAUUAGUUACGUGUUAUAACAAUAAAUACUCAAUCACAGCAGAUUUAGAGGUGUUAAAGUUCAGGUUAGUAAACAAAUUUAGCAGGAGAUACCGCUAAACUCUCAAAUGUUAUAAAAAUAUGAAAUAAAAAGUAAAUCAGAGGAAAUUAAAGAGGUUAUUCAAUGUCUCAAAAAUCCAAAAAGGUAUUUACCUGUUAGUUUAGAAAGAUCGAACAAAACAAAAAGCACUAAGUGGUUUUCCUUUCUGCUAUUAGACUCUUGAUUCAUCAAAUAACCAAACAUCACAGGCAGAGGAGGAAUUUCUAAGACCUUCAUCCGCAUCGAAUCACGGCAAAUGUGAAUUUUCACAGGCAGGAGCACCUGACAACUGGCAGUGUUGUUUUUUCAGAGGAAGCCUCAUUCUCCAUUCUUACAGUGACUCGCUAAAAUCCAGAGCACACGUGGAGUCAGAAUAAGCAGCGUGGAGUUGCAGAAACUUUCAGGAUUAGAGUGUGUAAAUGUAUUCUUAUUAAAUAUAAAAUGAGGUGUUGUUCGAGGAUGAAAGAAAGUUUGAAAAAUGUAUUAUAUGUACAUUUUGAUGAAUUAUUCAGGCUCUUUUUGUGAAUAAAUGAUGGUGCCAUAUUUAACUGCAUGCAUUAGUAGAUUUUUGGUUCUUAUCAGCCGAGGGGAAAGUAGUGUGUUUUUUUUUUUCUUUUUUUUCUUUUUCAGCAGUUCAUGUUUUUCUGUUGAUUUAUGAGAAAAUUUCAAACAGCAGUAUUUAAAACAUUUAGUCAGGUGUCUGUUUGUUUGUUUGUUUUUUUUCUUCUUGGUUCAACUGGACCUGAUCUUAGCCAUUGGCAAUAUCUCCUUACUCCACUAUUGCCAAGGUGGGACAGAGAACCACAGAGUCUUCCAGAAAAUUAACACACCGCUGGCAGCACUCGCCUCCAGCUGCUUUGGCUGAGGUGUUUCCAGGUGCAGAGUACACAGGAGUUUGGCUCGGAUGUGUACCUGGAUGUUAGUCUCAGUCCCUGUGGCAUUCUGGUUGAGGAGACUGAAAGGCAGGCAGCUUAUCCCUUGUUCUGGCAGGGCGCCUAAGUAAGAUUCUUUUUUCUCAAUUCUCCCCAGACACACCAUCCUGAGAAGCCACUUUUUCCUACCACAGGAAGCCCAAGAGAACACUAUAGGUAGCAGUCUGACAGGCAAACUGAACCCUGGCCUUUUAUAUCCUGCCAGGUUUGAGAAGUUGGACAUCACCCCUAAAAGCGCCCAGAAGAUUAAGCCCGUUCUGGAGCGCUGGAUGGCCGAGGCUGAAGCCCGCCACCGAUCCGGCAUGCAGAACCUGACUGAGUUUAUCGGCAGCGAGCCUUCCAAAAAACGCAAGAGGCGGACCUCUUUCACCCCGCAGGCGCUCGAGAUCCUCAACAGCCACUUUGAGAAGAACACGCACCCCUCCGGACAGGAAAUGACGGAAAUAGCCGAGAAACUGAACUACGACAGGGAGGUGGUGCGGGUCUGGUUCUGCAACAAGAGGCAAGCUUUGAAAAACACGAUAAAGCGUUUGAAACAGCCCGAUCUGGGCCCCGCCGCACCCAUGGACCCUCUCACUGAUUCUCUAGAGGAGCUCCCCAAAUGAACGAGCUCCUCCUCCACGACCAUGACGACAACUACGACAACAACAACAGAAAAAAUAGGCGGAGUGGAAAAAUGGCAGCCAUGAAAAACAACAAAAGGUGGAUGAACUGAACGUACCGAGUCACCUGGAUGGACAGUUUACAAACAAAAACUAUGUGUUGUCAGUGUGAUUUACCACAGCUAUGUAAAUGAACUUGGCGAAACCAAAAACAUGAAAAAAGAGAUUAAUAUGUGAGAAUUAUGUACAAAAAAAAACACAAAAAAAAACAACAAAGGUGUGCUGUUCAAAGAGUUUUAGAUUCUGGCCGUGCAGACCAGACUAUCGCCCAAAUUUUGGUUCCCACGAGGAGGGAUUUAGUAAAGAGAUCAUACCAAAUCAAAACACUAUUUACCAAAGUCUGUUGCAUCUGAGUACUAAGAAUAAUUUUGUAAUGUAAAUGUGCUCUAAAUUUUUACAUUUGUACUGGCAGAUCUAAGCUAUAUGUGUGAGGUUGAGUAUACAUUUUGUCCGGCUUACUUUUUUCUUCAUUGUUUGUAUGUAAAUAUCUUUCAAAGAAAAAAAAAGAAAAACGCUGUUCUUCUGAUUAAAAUCUCACUGAUGAAGUUCUUCUUUUUUUUUUUUGUUUUUGGACAAAAAAAAAAAAAUUACCUUUACUGUUGAACAAUUGCAUUAUAAUGAUGUUUGCCUCUGAUUUGUGUUUCAUCUGCAAAUAUUUUCAGUCACGGUGUAACUUUGUACAACUUUUACAGGUAUUUAUUAAUGAUCUCAUGAGAUUGUUUCAGAGGACGUGAGCGAGGAGUGAACUAAGGACUUUCACAUGAUGAUGAUGAUGAUGAUGAGGAUGAUGAUGAGGAUGAGGGGUUUCUGUCGAGUCGACUGCAGCUUUGUUUUGAGCUACUGUGUCAUUCUGUUGCCAAAGCCUGAUAGCCAAAGAACACAUCAAUUUCAGCUCAAGGACUGGUGGAGAUUUUACCUUUUGAUUCUCUCUUAUUUAUUUCUUCUUCACACAGAUUUUUCCCUCCUUUUCUUAAAUAUUUCACUCUGUGGGUCAAGUUUAACUAAAAAAAAAAAUCUCAUGUCAAACAGCUGAAAUAAUGUUUGUUGUAAUUUUUAUCACUGCGAUUUCUAAAUCUUCGAGGAAUCUUGUUUUUUCUGCCUCUGCAUGCUUCAAGUGAAACCACACGGAGGAGGAUUAUUUACAACUUUGGCACCAAAAAGCCCUAAAUCUACAUAAGAACCCUGAAUUUUGAUUAUAACACGUGUUUUACAUGAUAAACCCUUUAAAAAUGAUAUCUACAUGUGGGUAAAACCUGUUUGUUACUGCUGACCAAACAACCACUGAACUUACGUAUUUUGUAUUUAGCAUUCCUCCAAACUUAUCGACGUUUACAGAUGUUACAAUCAACCAUUUCUUUUGCCAUUUAUGAUUUUAUAUCUCCCGCAGUAAAACGUUCAAAAAAUUUUCUUGAAGACUCCAAAAAUCACAGACUUUUCAAAAACUGAAGACGCUUCUUGGAUAAGAGGCGAAACGUCUUCUCAACUCUACACGGUCCAGUUGCCUGUUUUUGGAGUCUUCAAGAAGACCAUGACCUGGAUGAAUGAGAAUCUCCAUGGACAUUAUCUGUAUUGUUUUUCAUUCGUUAUGUGAGAAGAAGCUAAUCGAAUCCCCCAUUUAUGCUCAUGAAUCGAUUCUCCAUCACUCUGCACUUAACUGUUCACUCUUUUUAUUUCAUGUGGUUUUACUUUGUGAUAUUUAUGUCAAUAAUUUCAUACAAGAUCCCCCCCCUCCUUCCUUACUUCCCCUCCCUUCAGACGUACCGUCACUACAAAUAUCUGGCUUUCACAAAAUCCCUCACAGGAAAAGAAUAAAAAUAGAAAAAGAGGUGAAUGUUGAGAAUAAGUGUCACAUGUCAGAACGAGUGAACUUAAUUUGAAGUGAGGUGAAAUUUGAUGCAAUUUAUUCAGAAUCAUGUGUCUGCUCGAUAUCUGUCCUUCCAUGUCACUUUGGUUAUCUCAGUCUUUCAGUCCCCGGUGCACUGCUGUGUUUUUCCCCACUGUCUGUUACACACACACACAUACACACACACACAUUCAGUUAAUGUCAGAAAACACAUGAAGAAGCUUUACAUGUCUGCAUUUUCAAGGAGAGUGAGAUUCGCAGAGAAGGCGGCUAUACUUUCUUUACUUUGAGACGCAGAGAACUUUGAUUUUAUUCUGUUUUAUUUUAAAAUGAUUUAUCGUAUGUUUUAGAUAUUUUAAUUCAGGCAAAUCUUUGGCCAAGAAACGACAACGUCUGCAUCCACCCGCCAGACAUAUAUACGAGAAAGCAGCAAAGCAGCCGGCGGCUCCUGCAGGUAGAAUAGGGAUCUGUUCUGAGGCUUGUCAAUAAAGCUGUAAAACCAAAAACGAAAAAAAAAAAAAAAACGAAGACACAGAAAAGGAGUCAAUGCCUUCGCUCAACUUCUCAAUGCUGGACCAAAGCUCUAUAGUUAUGCACAUUGUACAGAGAAAUAGAUUCAUGAUGUUGACAAUCUUAAAAAUCUGAGAUAAAAAGAAUUGAAGAGUAGAAAUGUAAAGUAGUUCAUCCAAGGUUUACCUCAGUACUGUUCUCGUGAGAAUCAUACCAACGCCAUACAAGCAGCAGCAGCAGGUCAGGAGAAAAGACAGACGAUUACUCUGCACUGUGUGUGUUGAUGUUCACCUUCAACAUGGAGGAAAGAGGCUUGUGUUUUAUUUAUUCUUAUGUGACACAUGAUUGUUUGAUUUAAUGUGAUGUGCUCCUUUAUUCCUGAGCCACAUGUGACUCUCUGGUCAUCCGUUUUUUUUGUUUCUUUUAUUCUAUUCUAGCUGCAUUAUUUCUCAUCCAUUGUGACGUUCACUUUUCAGUUUCCACAGACCCGCGUAGAGGAAAAAGGACAUUUACAGUAGUGUUUGCUCUUAACCUUAAACCAAUUAGGAUGAUUUGUCGAUCACCUUUAAAUGAUUUUGUGAAAUUUUACUUCCGCAAACAACGUGGUUUGACGUUUUGUUUGUAGUUGAAGAAACUCGAAACCAAAGCUGAAGAGCCCACAGAGGUUUGGUUUUCAUUUUUUUAUAGACUGGAAACUGUACUUAAUCUAUAGAGCAAUAUCUGUUUGGUCAGUUAAGCAGCACUUUGUGUAUUUCCAAAAAAAAAAAAAAAAAAAGCUUCAAGUAGGCUAUGUCACAUUGAUUUGUACCAUAAUUAGUAAUAAACAAUUGUUUGACAUGAAGUUUGUGCUCUGAGUUGUGUGGAAGUUCUUUCCUGUGAUUGACGUUUUGAAGCUAAAUCAAACAGCUCCACGGUAAAGAGGUCUUCUUCUUUGUGUUUGGAUAAAUUAGAUUAUUUUGAGUUAAAGUCUCAGCUGUGUUGAACUCAGCAGAGUGAAGGUCACCGCGGAGUUUAUUCUCUGUAGGAAUAAAUAAAAUUUGUUGUGGCUGAACUUUAAA
Molecule: messenger RNA, 87084 nt
Organism: Xyrichtys novacula (pearly razorfish)
Lineage: Eukaryota; Metazoa; Chordata; Actinopteri; Labriformes; Labridae
Source: the annotation of a GenBank genome assembly